Messenger RNA from Xyrichtys novacula (pearly razorfish), 54656 nucleotides. Lineage: Eukaryota; Metazoa; Chordata; Actinopteri; Labriformes; Labridae. The record is from the annotation of a GenBank genome assembly.
AUGCCGGGGUCGCUGAGUAAUGAAGACGAGGGACAGGACGACAUGGAUUUUGAAGACGAUAUGCCAGGUGAGGGGAAGAGGGAAGGGGGGAGGCGGGGUGUCCUUCACAUUAUUUUUGCGCCGCUACGCCUUGAAUGCGGGGAAAAGGGCUUGUCCUGCGUUCCUGAGACCAGAGAGGAGGAAGAGGAGGAGGAGGAGGGGUGGGGUGCAAUAAGCAGAGUCAUGCUAUUAUUUUUUGCACGACCUAGUGUCUUAAAGGUGGGAUCGGGUUUUUUUCGUCAAUCUCCCUCCGGCUGUCCUCACAUCCUGCCUAAAUUUGGGGGCAUGAUGCAAACCGCUGCUGCAUGCUUUCUGCAGGCUGCUUUGUGCAUGCGUGUGCGAGUGGAUUUCUCCACCUUGGAGCACAAGUUUGCUUCAGAGAGCCGUUUAAACCCAUGACAUUUCAUUCCGUGCUGUGUCAGUGUGUGCUGUGUGCGCUCUUAAGUAGAAAUAAGCUGCAGUGACAGUAUCCGUGCUCCUUUUUUGUCAACCUCUGCUCCAACUUUGAAUGUAUUUUGCAGCCCUGCAUGGCCGCAGAGGUGUGAAAGCCACGUGCAGGCUACAGUAAACACUGCUUAUCUGAGUGUGUCUCUGCCUGGACCCUCCUGUGGGCACUGUGGCUGACCACAGCGAGGUUAGGUCACCAGCAUCCCUGCAGCUCUAGGUCGUGCACUCACUGAAAUUAACUGUAACCCACAUAGUUGCAAUGCAGCUCACUUGCUGCACUUCUCAUGGUGUGCUUGGAUCCAUACAGAGCCAAAUGUGUGCGCUAUUUUCCUUGUGGGUGUUGAAUUAAUCUCUGGCUUAGACCCAAUUGAAAUAUGGAUGGCAUUCACCCUCUUUAAGGAUAUUUAACCCUAAUGAAGACUCAGGGGAUGUUCAGAUUUACUAGUUAAUGAUCUGGAUGUUUGAAACCAUCUGCAAAAUUAGCUGUUAGGUUUUUCUGGUUUUUCUUAGUAGGUGUCAAUGCACCUGAUGACUUCUGAAAGCCUAAAAACGUUUUAGCUGGAGAAAGACCCUGAUUUCUGGAGGAAACCCUGGUCACAGCCUCAAGUAGGAUAAAAUAAUGCGUAUGUACAUUAUAAGACUGGUGCAUCAUGACUUCUGCUCCCCUGUUUAUUAGAUAAACCCUGAUGGGAUUUACUUCAGAGCAUGGCUGCUAUGUGCUAACUGGGCUGUGUGUCAUGUGCAGCCAGGAGACAGCUUCAUCAAGAAUCCACUGUACAUCUGUCUCAGUCAUUCCAGGUCCUGGAUCCUUAGGGAUCUGUUCCCUUGCCCCCUAGUUGCAUGCCAUGCUAUUGUUGGGCCAUGCGAAGGAAAGGGGAACCCCAAAUAAGGCUUGGGUCCUUACCUUUCCUUCCUCAGAUAUUAAUUUCUUUUCUACAGCUGUUAAUAUUGUUAUAUUUCUGUAUAUCUCAGUAUUAGUAUAAUUUCCUAGUCUUUUAAAGGAAAAUUUAAAUCCUGAGCAGCCUCAUGGUCAAAAGGUAAGAAACUCCUAUUUAAACAAACAAACAAACAAACAAACAAAAAGAAACAGUCAAACACAGGAUAAGUGAGUCUGCAGGUCAUUAAUGUCAAACUAGUUUAAUGAGCAUCACUACCAACAGCAGAGCUAGCACCACCAGCUGAGGGUCACCUUUGCAGGUUAACUAACAUUCCUGCAUCUGUUAAGUGGUUAGAUUUGGCCAGUCAUAGCCGACCUACAACUCCAUCUCCAUUUCUAAGAUCUGUUAUCUGUACUGUUUUACAUCCAGGUAGAAAAGCAUCAUUACACUGUAGUAAUCACCUUUAACCAAAGCGACUUCCUUAGCUAAUGAUGAGUAGUUUAAACACAUCAUAUGACCAGAAUAUCAGCCUUACAACACCAACAACUACAGGUCCUGUAAAAAUGGUGCUGAAUAACUUUCCACCUUUAAUUUUGUGGUCACAUGUUAUUCUUGUAUCUACAAAAAUGAUGCGUUUGGAAAGUGUUGCGCCUUACACCUUCUUGCAGCUUCUGCUUCCAGCUGAGCAAAAUUUGCUUCACCCCUGCAUGUCUCUGAUGUUGCAGUCUGCAGGGCUACAUAUUCAGGCGUAUUGCAUUGGUUUGGCAUCAGUUGGGCAAGUGCACCCUAUGGAUUCAGAUUUAUUUCUUCACUUGCAGCUUGCCUUGAGCGUCUGGUGGUUUGAUGUAUAGGACGAGACCUAGAAUGUGUUGUUUGGCCACUUUUAUUGUGUAUUCCUGUUGCAGAGUUCGUUAGAGUUUUAUAACCAAAACAAAGGCAAGAUAAAGGAUUUUUGCAAAUUUGUAUCAUAUGCUGUUCACUUAAAAUUUAUUCGGGCCAAGGCCGGUUGCCAAGUGGAGUGAAUUUAAUGGUUUUCUUCACUUUUUGGUUGGUUUCUUUCUCACGUUUGUGGAAUGACUGAAGUUAAGGUUGCUGACAGAUUGUUCCUGCUUCUUGCAUGUCUUCAAUCUUCCUUUUUGGUUCUUGGCAUGUAUGAUUCAGUCCUCCAAUUGUCACCUGUGCUCUUCCAUGCAGCCAACAUGUUGAAUCUCGCUGUGAGCAUGCUAAGCAGUCGUUGUGUGUGCAUAAUUAAUGCAUCAUCUUUCUGGAAAAUUUCAUGUCUGCAGUUGGCAGUAGUUAGCAUUUUGAUCUCCUAUCCGCUGACACCAGUAUGAUGCUGAUAAUAAUGUGCAUCAUCUCUUUCCUGGAAGAAAAGUUGUGUUUCCCCUUCACAUUUAUCACUUGUGGUGACAAUGAAGGGGCCAAAACGAAGCUGAUAUCUGGCAUCAGAACAGAGAAAUGUUUGGACUAUUAGCUGGAAAGGUAGAAGAAACAUUUAACGACAACAAGACGAAAGUUAAUGAACAAUUUUCACACAACCCGGUUGCCAUGGAGCGCUUCUUCCUCGCUGUUCGUGCUGAAGGUCUUCAACCUCUGAAGCUUUUUGUUUGACUGUCACAACAGUAAUUACAGUAUUGUUUGUGCAACCGGUGCUGUCGAAUGUGUCUGAAACGCAGCAAUGUUUUUCAUGCAUUGGCAGCUUUUAGAAAAUACUUUGUCUUUUAAUUUGAGCUAUUUUUUAAAUCUUUAAAUUCAUAUUUUCAUUGACGCGGAUUAGUGCACGCGUGGAAGGUGUGCAGCAGGGAGACAAAAAGACAGACAGAGCAAGGGAAGCGGGUAGAGGAGCGCUGAGCGGUUGAGGCGUCAUCUAUGAUGUGACUGCCAGUCGGAGCCAGAGGGAGAACACAAGCACUGAUGCGUGUCCCCAAUAACCUCGGCGAGGGUUAAACACGUAUGAGAGAGGAGAGGUGCCAUUGAUUUAGGUGGCUGAGUGAAGAUUUGUGAGAGGGAAUCCAAUUUGAAAAGUCAGGACAGUUUCAUGUGCCACUCAGAAUUAUUUCGAGUCGUCUUUGAAGCAAUUUUAGUAUUUUUAAGAUGUUGAAAAUAAGCAUAUCAAAGGAUUUUCUAUCGUGGUAAAAGCAUGAAAGUGUUUCGAGUCAGUUGACCUCACGAACGUAAGACAUCAUCAUGUGUUUUGUGUUCUAAUGAAAGCCCUGUUGAUAAAGACGGUCAUUUCAGGGGAUUUCAGGGUUUCAAAUCUUUUGUUUUGCUGCAGAAAUGUUUGACGAUCUUUAUCAAAAGGCUUCAAAGUGAAAGACAAGGUCAGGCAUCCCGGUCAGAUUCCUCCCCCUAAUCAAGAUGCUUCCAUGCAAUUAAAACCCAACAAAGUAGAACCAGGUCCCGGGGGGGGGGGGGGGGGGGGCUCCAGACCCCUUAACACUAUCCUAUCACAGCAUGUAUUUGUUGUGGCACAUAAAGUGUCCUAAUUCCCUUUGUUUCACUGCGGGUGCUUACACUGUCACAGAUUGUUCCAUUGUGUUUUCUCUUUUAAUUGUUUUGCUCUUCCCUAAAAUUGAAAAGAUUAUCAUGGGCUUUUGUGUGCCUACAAAUGUUAUCCCCAAUUGGAAAGGGGGGUCUAUUUUUGGAUCCUUCACUGUGAAAGUUGACACCAUUUUUUUUUGCUGCUGCGCGUGCACGAUGCCUGCAUACGAAAGAUGCUUUUUCCAAUGCACAUUUGCACAUAUGAGCUGUGCAGCACCGAGUCGGCUUUAUAUCCCACACUUUAUGAUCAUGUGCAUAUAUUGUCUGUAAUAGAUAUGGUUUUAAUGGUGCUCUUUGGGCGUUAUCCGUCCAUCACUUUGAUGAUUAGAUUUUCUAUUAAUAGUCCAAGGAUGUCUUUGUCUGACGGCAUCACAGGCCUCAGCUAUAAGCACUUAAUCAAUGAGGAGGGGAAAAAAUUAUGGCUUUGUUCUCCCUCUUUCAUGGCGAGCAAUGCCGGGCAACAUGAAGAGUGUAUUUCCACACAGGGGCCAACAGAAAAAAGGGCUAAUGUGCUCUCCAGUAAACUGUAGCUUCCUCACUUGGGAGCUGCUCAUGAAUCUCCCCUCUAAUGGGUCAGUCCAGUGGCCAAGCCCUUGCAGGAAGGUCAGAACUGUGUCUGUGCCAUCCGUCCACACUUUACAGAGAGCUUGUUUGCCAAGUUGAGCUCUGGGCCUCUUUCAAACAGAAUCCAGUGCCAGACCUUCUUGUGCCACAUGACUGAGCAACCUUCCCCCCCUAAUAACACCUGGCACAGCCUGCUCCACACACCAAGCAGAGAGAUUAUCAUUCCCCUGAUGGCUUUCCCUUUGGGGAAUUCACAGGCCAUUUAGUGCAGGCAGCUUUCAGGUUAUAAGGCAAUGCAGGUGUUAAACACAGACAUUUAUUCAAUUUGUAGUAAUGAAAUGCUUUGCUGUCAGUCUUCCUAAAAUGGAUGCACUACAGAGAGAACAUUCAAGUGUUUGCCUGAUAUUUGCUUUUUAACAAAUCUGUUGGAGCUGUAAGGCUGUGCUUUAGGCAGCUGUAUUAUACUGCUAAUACUAGCCUGCUAACACAACUCAAGUGUUUUGAAUAUAUUACAGAUUUACUUGGGAGUGUAUUCAAAUUUGUGAAUGUUCACUUAAUGUUAGUGUAGUUGAUUUCAUGGCCACACAACAGACCUAAGCAAUUUUAACUAGAUUCAAACAUCUUACCUAUAAAGACAAGGGUGAUUGUGAGCAUCUAAGUUCAGAGUCUCAGCUAAAUGUUGCUAGUAUGCAAACAUACAGACAUAUUGAAGUAACCUUCAAACUAGCUCCUGUUUCACAUUACUGCCAUUGAAAUGCAUUGCUUACAAUUCAUAUUUUUGUCAUAAAACAGCCUGUGUCCAUUCGUGUUAAUUUUUUUUUAUGCCUUACAGCUCCCACACACUUAAUUUCUGUGUAUAUCUAGUGGUUUCCUUUAUUGGCACUAAUUAAUUUUAGCUGAAAAUGCCCUACAGACUAAGGAUGUUUUUGGCCUCUGGAGAUCAGGAGGAGGAAAAAGCUUGAUUACAUUGAUUUUGGUUGAGUGAAUAGGCCCUUGCUAGAGCAAAAUCUGCCAUUAGUGGACAAAAGCCCUAAAAGAUUAAUGUAAUCUAGACAGAAACUUUGUGGUUAGAAAGCAGCUAACAUGUGCAUCCAACCAUUCUUAGCCAAUUACUUGGAAUUUGCUGUUUCCAUACGGUGCCCUUUAUCACCAUCAAACACUAAUUUUAGCCAGGGUGCCAGAAGAAAACUCCUAAGAUGUGAUGCAGCAGCGUCACCAUCUAGUGGGCGGUAUCAUUAUGACUUGGCUCUUCUUAGUCAAAAUAUCCAUCAGCUGGAAGAACAGUAAUAGCUUUAGCACCAUUUAUCUCUAUUAAAUGGUGAUGUUUGCUAGGAAGUGCAAGCAAAUGAACAAUUAAUCCAAGUGGCUACCUCCAGUGGCAAAACUGAGGUCAAUCCAGCAGGUGCAGAAACUGCAGUUCUUUAAGUGUCCACUUGGGGCUAGCUGUUAAAGCCAUGGAAUCCCAUUAGGCUCCAUGUUAAAACAUGGCAGCAAAAUUUAAGAUGCUUGCACCAUGGUUUUAAAAAGUGUUUACCAUCUUUAUUUAUACUGACUGCAUGGAUUUGAAUUUGUCAAGAAAGUUAUAGCUCCACGUCUAUAUCAGAUUUUAUUUUGACUAAAAGUGGGGUUGAGUCAAUAUUUCCAAUAGGCAGGCUGCCUUCAGUUUCCUUCAAAAUCCCUCCUCAGAAACCCAGAAGACUAAAAUCAUGGAUGCACAGUUGAUGAUGUUAUCUAACAGUAUCUUGUGAGUUUUCAAAUAUGUUGUUUCAAUAUAAAAUGCUGUUCAUGUCCCUCAAGAUUUUCACUCUUAUUGUCUGUACAGUGGUAAAAUGACGAGAUUUUUCAGGUGUCAUAAUUUACUCCCACCAUGACCACGAAGUCAAAGAAGAAGGGACACUUAGAGUCGUAAACAAAUGUGCAUUAUUUCCACUUCGUGCAGACUGUCAAGUUUUUGGUCGACAGAGUUUCAGGUAAAUACUCACGUCCGCUUUAUGGUGUCACUGGACAAAAACUUAUGGGACCUCAAAAGUCAAAGAUUUAUCAUCUGGGAACUUUAACUGCUAAAAAUAUAAUGUCAAUCCAUCUGGCAGAUGUUGACAUAUUUCAGUUUUGACAAAGUGGCAGACCUACUUAGAGACGGAUAUCGCCGUCCCUGGAGUAUUGCCAGUGAUUUUCCGGCAUGCCCAACUUUGAAAACCUACAUCAGAAACACCACACAGCCACUGUCAGGACUGAGUGAUUUAUUGUACACGAAGCAGAACAAGGGACACACAGCCCGGGAAACUUUGAUGUAUCUAAUCAGUGACUUGUGGUCAAGCUGUCAGCCAUCGCUCAUUCACAGAGAAAAGAGGGAGCAGGCAGAGAAAAGGGCGAUGUUUUUUUGUAACCUAGGGCCUUUUCCAUCUGCAUCUAAGCUGUGUCAUCAGCAGUUCAUCUAAGAGAGAUGUUAGGCUUACUGCAAUGCCUUCAUGGCUUGCCUGGCAGGCGGCUAAGAUACAUCUGAGACAUGAAAGAGCUCUCUGUUUGAGAAACUGGAUACAUACAGUGAAGGCUUUAUUUAGAAAGAGAGAAACAAAGCAGAGGGAAACAUGUGGGUCCAUGUUUGAGGCAGACAAAAAGAAGAGAGAGACAAAAGAUAAACAGUCAGACAGUUUGAUUGUAGAUGGAAGAGCUCUGUAUGUACCUUUUUCUCCAAAUAGAAAGAUAGAGUUACAGGAUCUAACUCAGAGUUCCCUGAAGAUUCCUCAACAACGAUCCGUCUACUCCGUUCUAAAGAAGAGAAAGCUGCGUUUUUAAAGCAUCAGAUUCAGUGACUAUAUCUGGACGAGAUGUCGAAUACGCAAGUACCUCUGGUCUACUAGUCUGUGGCAGUAAUUUUACUAUCACAAGGUAUUUGGACCCCAGAUUUAAGUGUCUGUUUUACUCUAAAUGGGACCAUAAUUAAUAAACUGAACAUCAUACUGUACUGGUAAAGAAUUUAAAAGACCUUUAUGCUCAGAAUAUGUUUUCCUAGGUAUUAAGAUGAGUAAGUAAUGGGCUCAUAAUCUUUUUGAUUACAAACAAUCUGACUUAAAGGUAUAGUUUGCUGCUUUUUAUGUGAGUUUGUAUGAGGUAUGAGGGAAACUCAGCAAUGCUAGCAAGAGUCUGCAGCAGAUGGAGUCAACUCUAUCGUGGGCUUUCCCAAAUUUCGAGAAAGUCAUGCAUCAUCUGUAUGAAACAUAUGAAAGGGAACGACUCAAGUUACAUAGUUCCACCGUCAGACACGACCUGUGCAUGUCAGAUUGGGAGGAAUCUUUGACGAGUGUCAGUGUUCCUUUUCCACAUAUUGGAGCUUAAACCAAAGUGUUAAUUCAAUGAUAAUAAUCAAGUAUGAUUAUCACCUUUCUGACAAAUAGAUUUUCAAGCCCUGAGACUGAGGCCAAGUUUUCCAUUGGUGCCAGGAUCUGUAUUUGCUCUAAGGUGGCAGAUGUAAUUUCUGCAAUAUUGCUUCAGGCUACCUCUGUUCUGAGCUUCACUUACAUUUGUGAAACCCCUAAACUACAUCCAGGACAUUAUAAAAGCAUGCCUCUAAGUGUGUUGCCACAUUGCUUUCAGACACUGCUGUUACAUGUGAGUGCAAGUCCAGGCAGAAAAAAAAGCCCAGAAGUUGCAGUCGGGCAACUAAAUUUUCUUACAUGCCAGAAAUUCAUCAGACCAGCUGAGGCUCCUGUGAUCCUCUGUACAUCGCGAGACAAGUGAUUCGCAAUCAGGCUUAAAGUUGGCUUGACUUUCACAGCAGUUGUGCAAGUCAAGAAGCGGGUCAGCACAGUGUACACAUGGCUUAAAUCCAUUACUAAAAGUAAAUGAAGUCCCCAACCUUUAAAUUCAGUAAUUUCAUCUGAUAUUAGAUGAGCUGAUUUAGCUUUGAGCACUUUUGAAUACAAUCUCAGAGCUUAAACUCUUUAGUCAAACAUCAAAAUAUUGAAGACGAGGAACGUAAACCACAGAUCGCCCUCUGUUAGCACUUAAAACAGGGAAGCACUUUUCCUCUCAUGGUCAAAGAAAACACAUCAAAUCGACCGCUGAUUACAGCCCUAAUAUCACUGAUGUGUGUGUGCACUCUGUGUGUGUUUGUGUUUGGUACCUCCUGCUAGCUCUGCUAAACAGAGGAUAAGUGGAUGGUGAGGUUGGUGCGUCUACACAGGAAUCCCUCCUCCCAAAUCUCUCACUCCAGUCACCCAGGGGAGUGGUAGACUGCAGGGCUAGUGUUGCCUGAUUGACUCUGAUACAUGUGCUGCAUAUUUCAUGCCCUCCAGUCUGCCUGCAUGAGACACAGAGAGCGAAGGAGACACACAGACAGAUAGAUAGAAAGACAGAAGAAGACAGAGAUGCAGAGGGAGAGGGAAAACAAGAUCGAUCCCUGGCAGCGUUAUCCUGGUAUGUUUGUCUGACUAUGAGAUGAUGAAAGUUUGGGACUGUCUCGCUCCCUUUCUCACUCCUCUGUGACCCACUAUGGCAUCAGAGAAGUCUGCCGCGCUCAGCAGUCAGUGCGUUUUCACACAGCAGCUCAUAGACAGUACAGCUGACAACCAGCAGCAGGUCGCCGCGGUCCCAGCGAGCGUUUAAGGCGAAAAGAUAUGCUCAGUAUACCUCAGUGGUCCCCCUGGGAGCUCCCAUUUAGUGGCAGGGCAGGCACUCCAUCUAUUUGUGUGUGCUCUGACGGGUGAAGUUGAUCCACGCUCAAUGAUGCCUCACCGGCAGGUUUCCACAGUGUCAGGCACAUUUCAGUGCAAUAAAUAAUCAUCAACAACUAUUAAUCUGAGUCAGCACAUACAUUUAGAUCUAUAUCGAUACAUUCUGAUUAAUUCAUCUUCUUCACUCAUUUGACCAUUAUAAACAUUAAUUUUUUGUUAAUUGAGCAUUCGGGUCACAUUAAGCAAGAAAAUUACAGAUAUUUCCAGGAUUAAGUCGCAAGGUUUCAAGAGUAGUGUUACAAUUGCAUUACAUUGUGAUGCUCCGAGUAUAAAGUUGUAAUAAAGUCGUCAUUUUGGUAUUUUUAAGGAGGCUGCACAUCCCAUAACCCCCCUUUACAACAGCAAUAAUGUGAAUGCCAAUUUAUGAAUAAAACCACAGCGGUUUUCAUUCUAACAUGACAAUUUUAUUCUCACAAUAUUUACCUAAUUGUUCAGCACAUGAACGAGAGGAGUAGCGAUGCGUCAUUUACGCACAGAUGGUUCCGAUUUUAAUGCCAUUUUUGGAGUUUAUGUUGUGAUCUGUGCGCUAAACCCACCUUUGUCACGUGAGGUUUGAAUAUAUGCAACUUUAUGUGAGUGUCUUUUUUGUGGAAAAGGGUGUUUGUCUUACCAGUGGGUCCAACAUUACGCACACCAAAUCUAUCUGUGCUCAGAUGAGAGAGUGUGGAGGACACUUGUUGAGCAGGUGCCCUCUGUCGCCAUCGUGUGGCAUUGCUGUCUUCAGACAUCUCUUGAUCUCUUUGACUACUUCAUGAAAAUAGUAAUACGCCUCGACAGGAUUUACAUUGAACGAGGAAAUGAGUGUUACUCUUAGGUUCUGAACUGAAAGUUUUGCCUUUUUUGCGUCCUUUCUUCAUCUAACUUUUUUUUACUACUCAGCUUCCUGGCAAUGCAUUCAUGCUGUUUAACUUCAGGCCCAAAGCUAAUGUGCAAACACUGGAGCAUGCACAGAAUGCUUGGGAACGCCUUGUCAGCGCGGCGGAUCUGAUUGACUCUGCGCUUGCGGCAGAUCUCCGGCGAGGCACCAAAAUAGAGCCCUCAAUGUUGACUUUUCCUCAACAUGCAGAAAUAAAAUAUUCUAGAACUACUUUCUGCAGAUUGAAUUGUUUAGGAAUUUCUCUUGUUAUGCACAGUAAAUAAGUGUUGUCCAAAGGGUUCAGACCAAUCAGAAUCAAGUAUUUAACACAGCUGGGUGAUUAGCAAGAAAGCCAGAUAAUAACUAAAACAUCAAACCUGCCGCCAGUGACUUGAUUUAUGGAAUAACUGACCUAGAUGUCAUUGGCCUGAUUUGCCCAAUCUUCCUGGGAAUAAGCACAGGUGACAGCUGUUCACAAGAACCAUUUAGUCCCUUGAACUGGAACUUACAUUUUGCAGUACUCUUGGUCUAAAGGCACAGAUGGAGCUGGACUCAGGAUGCAAAGUCUGAUCGCUAUGCAUGUGUAGUGUGACAAAGAGGCUUCAAUGUGAAGACAAAAAGACAAGGGAAAUAUGCAGCAACUAACUUCAGGUGAUCUGCAUCCUAAACCAAUAUGGUGAUCUGUUUCCUGGUAAAGGUUUUCCUUGUUUUGUCACAAAGUACCUUUUUGCAUGUGCUAAAGAUUCCUUAACAAGGUGAAAAUUUUUACAGUUGGUGGCACUACACAGUGUACACUUGUUCUGGUGAUCCUAAACCUUGUUGCAGUUGCUCUAAUGAAUUUUGCAUCAAACAUCUGGUCCUCCUGAAACUUCUGUCAAUGCUCCAGAUUUCCACGAUCAUCCCCAGGCAGGCUGUUGGUUCUACUGUGGUUGGAUGAUGCACCAGAAAAGUAAGACAGAAAACAUACCAAGAGGGAUCCUCUGUGAAUAAAACACACAGAAUUAUGCAAAUGACUGUCUUCAGAGUUAGGAGGGAGAUGGCGAAGGAUAAAAGGUAGUAAUAGCUGCUUUAUGUGAUAUAAUUAAAUGAUUAAUGACUAUCAAAAUUGUUAUCAAUUCAUUGUCUGCUAAAUGGCUUGAUAAAUGGUUUCAGCUCUACAGUGAAGCAGCUAAACGUCAUUUGUCAGAAUAAAGAUUGAGACUCAUUACAAGGCCAAUUGACCAUAGAGUUGACAACCUCGACGACGACAGCCAAAUUUCCAAAUUGAUCAUCCCGAGCACUCUCUGCUGUGGACUACAUUGAGUUGCUGAGCUUUUAAUGAUUGUGUUCCUGCUUCCAGAUGAGGAUGACGAAGGCGAGCGCAACACCGUCCCCCUCACGCCUCUCGACAGCUUCUUCUCGGAUGACUCCCUCAAACAACAGAAGAAGAAGAAGCCCAAAAAGAUGAAGGAGGGGAAGAUGCCCAAAGUAAAAAAGAGGAAAAAGGAGGUAAGAUGUAAUUCACUCUAAACACCAUCUGUCCUGACCUCAGACAUAACAGCUUGGCGAGCAUUUUGGCCCAGUUGUACCCUCUAUUUCUCCAGCUAACACUGCUUUGAUGUCUCUGAAAUUGGAUGAGAGGUGUGUAUUGGCUGCAGGACGCUCUGUGUAAUCUAAAUGAGAGGUAGUGGACUAUCUGAGGCUUAGGGGAGGUUGGCAGCAGUGCCACCGUCAAUGCCAGUGUAAGCUGUGGACACCAGGGUCCAGUUUAGAGUGUAGAUUUGUGCCCGUGGUUCUGCUGCUGCUGCUGAUGGCAGGGACUGUAGGUCAGGAGUAUGGCGUUCGUGCCAAGGCAACAGUGGGAGUCUGAGCGGUGACAGAGCAAAUCUGACCAUCCACUGUCCCUGGAUGUAACAUUCAGACAACUGGUAAGGGGUUUGAGCAGCCCCCAGAAUCAUUAUAACAGGUCAUGAAUUAGACUGGUUAUGGUGGGAUUGCUUUUCAAGGAGAGCCAAUUACAACACUGUAAAAUCCAGCCUCUGUGAUUGGUUGGGUAGUAGCUAAAGGGGCUAAAAGUGAUCAACUGCUACAAAAUAGUGUUGCUAUAGUAACAUGAGCGAGUUAAUGGAGCUUAAUGAAGGCUUCAUCUGAAAUGACGACACAAGUACACUGCUUCAGUUUAUUUGUAAACAGCCAAGAUGGCCGCCUUCUGGUGGUCGUUUAAACCAAAGUAUGAAUUCUUUUUAAAUGAAGAUCAAGUGACUGGCCAUUCAGCAUACUGCUGAGGAUGGCAUGUUUUUCUAAUUGCUAAGCACUGUCUGUUCAUGUUAUGCACUUCGGCACAUCUGAUUGAUUGUUGGAGGCAUUUUCAUAUGCAACCCACACUAACAACAACUGGUAAAGGUGAAUGAAUCAAGCUUUUCCAGACUCAUUUACUUAGAUGAAUUGGUCUGGUGAUGCCAGGCUAAGUUCAGAUGCUGGUCCUAAACGCCAUCCAAAAUAACCCUCAAGUUAGAAGUCCAAACUUGAGCUCCCUGGAGCUCUAAAUCCAUGAUGGUUGCUUUCUGCAUUAAUGGUAAUAUAGCUUUACUUUUUGUCAUGUGCAGUAGCACCUUAAUCCUGUUUUGUCAAAUAAAGCUUACUUUAUAAGUCUGGAUUAUAGUAUAUGUUGAAGUGUUAGUUUUCAAUUUUUGUGUGCCUGGCUCUUAUUCUCAUGAAUUUCCCUCAAACAGAAGACAAAAGGUAGCUAGCGACCCAUUAGUUGGUGACAUUUCUAGCAGUCCAGCCUCACAUUACCUUGUUUUUACAUGGGCCCUCAGCUGAUAUUAAGCUAGCCAAGACAGCUUUUUUUAAGAGGCUAUCCCAAGUACAUGAGUGACAAAAUAGUAAAGGAAAACACAAGGCAUUUAAAAACAAUAACUGAUAGACUCGUAGAAAUAGUAAAUAAUGAGAUUUAUGGUUAGAAUAAAACAAUGUGAACAAGUUUAGGGCUCUGUUUUGAUCACCAGCAUUUAACAGGUCACUUAAAAACCCAGCUUGGAAAAAUCAGCUUUUUUAGUGUUUUGAUUCUGGAUCAUGUUCACAGUCAUGCUCUUGAAUGCUGAUUGUGUUUUGUUGCCAGGCUAACAGCCCACCGUGGGUAUAUCAGCCCCUUUGUGCUGGUGGGAAUGAGGCUGAUGAUGGCUGGGUUUGUAGGUCACAUUUGAAGGGUUGCAAAAUUUGGUGCAACACCAAAAACAAAGAGUUUCGGCUUGAUGGGCUUUAUUCUUAUUAUUCUUACAUUCAACAACAUGAAGCAUGCUUUAUUACAUUUUUAUCCGGCACAUUGGUCACAUUUAGGCGCAACUUUAAGCUGUAACAAAAGACUUAUCUGCCUUUGAAAUUCUGCUACGAAUUAACAGGGCAAAAUGAAUUCAGAGGCCCCAGUAGUUUUCAUUCAGCAAUUACAGGAAUUCACUGUAUUCCCCGUGUGUUUUCCCGCCUGUGUUGGCGACGGCUUUAGCAGUCUCAGCAAUGCCGCCAGGAUGUUCCCCUCUGCUGGCUGGAGAUGCCAGCAGUGCUGUGAGGAGCUUGGCUUGGCCAGGCUGCCACCCGGCCCUUUGGCUGCUUGUGGUAAACACUGAGCUCCAGGGUCUCAGUGAGCUAAUGAGGGGGGGACUCCCUCUGACACUCUCCCCUGUCUCCCUCCCUCUCUCUCACACUCAAAUACACUCUCUGCCCUGUAUCCUCCUCCCUCUCCUGCCUCUCACACACAUCACCUCACAUUUCCUCGCCGCUUUUGUUGCGGCCCAUGCGUCAUAGGAGCUGCAAAUCUUUGUCUUUCUCACCACCCUCCCUUUUUUAUGUCUGUCUCUCUCCCACUGAGAAAUCGCUGCUGCUGUAAUUCACUUCCAAUCGCUCCCGAAAGGUUGGUGUCAGACUCAGGCCAAAUGUCAAUUGGGGUCAGACUGGCUGUGGCACAUCCCAGUCCUACAUAGAGCUACUGAUGGGAGAAGUGGGAACCAGGCAGACAUGUUAGCAUGCCUCUUUCUCUCUUUUGAAGGGAAACAAAGAAACUCUGUGUCCUUUUUAACCCCUAAAACUACCAAAUAGAGAGUUUAAGUUUAGAGAAGGUAGUUAAUUUUAUAAGGAGAGAAAAGGCUGCAGUAAAGCUUUUAAAAGAGCUGUUCCAGGCUUUAACAUUCGUCAGUUUGAGAUGAGCCUAAGUCUUGUUUUUAUAAGUCCAAUAUCCUCUUAGGGAUUGUGAGUCAACAGAGAGCUGUUGCUGAUUUCUGGGAAGGAGAAAACGCUGUUGUUUUGGAGUCAUAAAGUGUUUUUACGAUCGUGUUAUUUCUUGUUGAACUAGGUUUUUAUUGGAUAUCCACAUCUUUGUUCAUUUGAUAUUUUUCUGCGGCAUCCUCUGCAAUCUCCCCAAGGCAGAGCCAUUAUGAGGAAGCAUCUAAUUUGAUUACGUUAUCAGCGCUUAUCUGAUUUUCUUCCCUCUGAAAGUAGAGACACCCUCAUUGUUGCUGCCAGAGCCCUCUCUGGUCCUGUGAUGUGUAUGUAACAUCGAACUCUGGGCCACGCUGAGGUCUGUUGCACACUUCCACCUCUUCUUUUUGCAGUUUUCUCUCAACGCUGGUUUCGCUUCUUUGCUUUUCCCUCCUCCAUCUCUCCACCCCCACUCCCAUCCCCCAUCCAGGAUCUUUAAUUUACUCUCUCUCUCUCUUUUUUCCUCUCUCUCUCUUUCUCCUCCUUCUUAUGCAUAAAUGAGAUUUGUCUAGACGGGUGCCGGAGCACCAGCUCUGCAACCACAGGCCUCUGCAUAACAAGCUCGUUAUGCAAACCCGUCUGAUUGGAUGGCGCCGUUCCAUUGGCUGCCACUGUGAUAGAGAGUGCAUGUGUGUGUGGCAGGAUAGAAAGAGUGAGAGAGAGAGAGAGAGAGAGAGAGAGAGAGAGAGAGAGAGAGAGAAAAGGGAACAUGUUUAAAAGAGAGAGAGAAUAAUGGAGGAGAGGGGUACAAGAUGUGAAAAAAGGGAGAAAGUGAGAGAAAGAGAAAGAAAGCAUGUGUGUGUGUUGGGGGGGGGGCUAUGAGAAAGAGAAAGAGAGGGAAAACUAAGAGGAGAGAGAGAGAGAGCUAGAGCCAGACACUGCUCAAAUGUGGUCGCCAUAGCAACACAGCCGGGGCUGCUGGUAUAGGGUUGGCGGGCGCUGCGGCAACGUGAGCCUUUCCACUGCGCUACAGAGCAAAACGCCUGUAAGUCUCUCCAUGGAUCCUCGCAGGCCUGCUGAGCAACAGGCAGCAGGCGGAGCACAAAGCUGCUGUGCUCUAAUUCACUGCAUAGCAUGCACACACACACACACACACACACACACACACACACACACACACACACGUUUACACACAUUUACUGUACAUGUAUUUAUACAGAGGCAAACACACAAACAUGUCCCUAAGCAAAAAGAACACACACACAAAAAAAGAAGUGGAUGAAAACAUAAAAAACACAUGAAUUUAACCUCUGAAGAAGACCUGCUACCAAACAGAAAUCCAAGGCAGUGUUGCCACCAGAAGAAGCAGGAACUUUUUAUCCUACCUGCUCAUUUAAUGGGACAAGAAGGUCCCCCUUUGAUUGUGACACAAAGUUGAACUUUUCCCUAAUGAUCUGAACUGGAAACAAAAAUGGGGCUAAAAGUACCCCCAACUCUUUUGUUCCAUCUGCACAGGUUUGAUGCUUACAGAUGGUUUGGUACCUACUAUAUUGGAUUAGUUAGUAUGUUUCCACUGCAGAGACCAGGGGCAGAGUGCCUUGUCGGUGCCUGGUAACCUCAAGUGCAACCAAGAGCUUAAAGGUGCGACUAAAUCUGCAUACAUGUGGUGGUAGAAACACUUGGAAAGUUUGGUUUCCAAGUCGGAAAAUACACAAGAUUGACUGCUGAAGUUAGAACAACAACUGUGAAACUCUGAGAGGAACUUGGUGCCAACUUGACGUUACUUUUGUCAUCAACUUUAACAUGUUUUAAUGUUCAGAGUGUCAUUAAUUUACAGACUUGCUGUAAAAGCAAUAUACUGAUAUUUGCACGGUACUCGAACCGUUAAAAAUAGUAAAGUUAAUAGUUGGUUUAUGGUUAACAGUUAAUAAUGAACAGCACAUAAAUCAGAAUAAUAAGAACUAACUUUCAUGGGAGAAACCACGUUUAAUUAAUCAAUACUGGAUAUGCAUCUUGAUUUUUAAGUUCGAUUCAUGCCUCAUCUGUUCACAUGGAUGAGACAGCCUUUUUGACCGAUACUGCAGCCACUGAGAAGAAGUAGUUUUAAAUAUUUUGGUGUCAGUUUCGGGGAGAUGUUAUGUCAUCCAUCUCUUACACAAAAAUAAAUAAAUAGAUAAAUAAAUAAAUUGUCUGUUUUCAGAAUCUAAUAAGUGACAAACCAAUCAGAGCUGUUAAGAUGUACAAGCCUCGCCCCCAGAGUCCAGAAGUAAAACCCCUGAAACAAGCACAUUUUGGAGGGUGAAAUUAAGUCCCAUGUACUUUUUUGAUCCUGGUUUCUGCAGUGGAAAGAAAUGGAGCAUCUUUAAGAGUUCCCUGUCUCUGGGUAAAGUCUCUUGGUGGAAAGACAGCGCACAAAAACAUGCACAGUCUGCACACACAAGCACCAAAUAAUUAGAUGCAUACAGAAAGACUCUUCAAACUCUACCCCCCCUCACUCUUAGUCAUUCACUCAUACACACUUCCACAAGCACACACCAGUGAAUUUGCUCACACGCCACUCUCCUGAUCACACAAACAACACCUGUUAGCUGUUAAAUCCAUACAGCCGUCCAGAUGUCUCAUUUUAAACAGGCAGGAUUCAGAUCUGAGUGCCGGCUCCGCCUCUGACGAUCUGUUUCUCAGUUUGUGUGAGAGGUGAACGUUUCUGACUCCUCAUCAACUCGCUGCCUUGUAAUGUAAUCAUUUAUAAUUUACAUCACAGGCAGAAGAAUUAUACAGUUAGUGAAAGAGUGACACUUUGAAAUGAUGUAAUUUAAUUUAUGCAAAUACCAUCGAGAAGGAGCUUUUUAUCCCAAGUGCUUCGUAGUGCACUGACAGGAUUUUAUUUGAGAGUGUAGGUGGCCUCUGAGGGAGCUUUAAUCCAUAACACUGACAAAAUUAACUUGCCCUAUCAUUUAAACAUUUAAAUUAAUCCACCUUUUAUUCACUUGGUUUUAGAUCAUGGCUUAGAUGAUACACUCUUUACCUGAGUCAGUGCUGGUUUAUCUUAACGGUAAGUCUUAAAACCUGUACGCAUGCAGGAACCUGCUUUAGAUGCUCAGACAUGAUUAUAUUCAGAGUUAUACAGUUAUACGGCCACUCAUAAGGCAUGUGCCAAAGAAGCUACUGUCUUUAUUAUUAGAAAUAAAAAAAAUACGAAAAAAAAGCAAAAACUGAAUUAUUACAGAUAAUUAAAGGACAUGAAAAAGACAAGGAAUCGGAAGAACUCAAGUGACAAUUUAAAAUCUAAAAAAGAUUAGAGUGAAAAAGAAGGAACAGAACUUUGACACAUGGCAACAAUGAAGGAGGCUUCCAGAGUGCUGGGUUCUAGAAUGCUGGGAGGGGGCCCUUAAGGGACAGGAGCGUAAAGGGAGCCUCUUUUUGGAGAAUGUGGGGCGCUUUGCGGUCCGAAAGCUGUUUUAGUUUUGCACUCAUCUUGAAUGCAACACAACUACAUAUGCAAAAAAGUGCAACUAACUUUUAACUGCUCAUUUAUGCAGUGUUUUUGACAUCCCCACUGUGUAUUUGAUUGCUGUUUGGAUAGGAACAGCUGAAGUGGUUUCUUUAACUGAUGGACAAACAGACAAUCAGAAAUUCAUUUGACUCACAAAUGCCCAAUAAUUGAGUGUUGAUUUUCACCUACACACCUUAUUGAUGUGACGCUGAUGUAUCUAUGACGGUGUUUCAGGGAGGAAUCCAGGCGAGAGUGGACAGCGACUUGGAGGAGACCUCAGAGGUGGAGGAGGAACGGGAACGUCCAGAAAUACACUCAGAGAGCGAGAGCAGCACGGCGUACGGCCCGACCAAAAAGAAGAAGAAGAAACCCAAGGAGAAAAAGGAGAAGAAGCCAAGGAAGAAGAAGAGGGAUGAGGAUGAUGAUGACGACGAUGAUGAUGACGGGAACAUGAAGGUAAGGCAGAGUCUAAAGGUCUGAAAAUGGUAUACUUAAAUAUUUGGAGUUAGACUCUCACAAAUGUUGUCAAAAGAAUUGCGCUGGAAAAACUGAAUAAAACAGUCUUAAUGAAGAUUUAAAUAAAAAAUGGAGCCAACCCUGCAGAUAGAGUCUGCAUGUGUUCAAAACUGGACACAAGGACUCAGUGAUGAUCCAUUUCAUGACUCAUGAUUACAUUCAUUUGUAUAUAAUUAACCUUUUACCACCCACUGUCCAGUCUGUGAUUUCAGCAGCUCAAGAGAAAACCUCUAGUGACUACAACUGCUGAUACUAGAAGGAGUACAGCAGCAUUUUAUGGCAGGUGAAAAAUAAAUCAGAACAAGCCACUGAAAACUAAAAAAGGUGUCUUAUAUCAUGACUUGCCUGGUAUAUUUUUUUUAAAUUUUGAGCUCCAGAUUCGGUAAAAAAAAAGUUGAUAAAAAAAAAAAAGUCUCCUUCUUCACUUUUAGUAAACAAGUAAAUAGGAUGCUUCACGUUUCAAAGUCACCUUGUGUAAGCUGCAUAUCAGACUGUGAAUGUCCUCCCUGCGACUUGUGAAACUACAGAGGAACUUUGCAUCUCUGUUGGAUUAAUGUGAAAACUGAAAGAGUAGGAAGACUGAGGUUAAAAAAUGAACGAGUGAGGAGAAAAUAAACUUAUUUAAAAAUUCUGUAAGUUCAGAAUAAAGUCAAAAUGUCACAAACUCUUUCUCUUCUGAUUUAAUAGAAAGAAAUUAGUCUAAAUUACUUAGCAUUAUCCCUGGCAUUAAUCAUGUAUAUCUGACCUUACCAUCUAUAUUUUAACUUUAUUCUCAACCCACUUAAAACCUCUGCUCAUGAGUCACUUUCCACACUUAAGCACAAACAACAAAAAGGUUUUAAAAAAAAAAACAGGGCUCUUCUUAAGUCGACCAAAUUCCUCAAUAUUCUUAAUAUAAUCCAUCUAUACAGUCAUAGACCUGUGUCUGUGUUACCACUGUUUUCUUCAAUACUUUGAAAAGGUAUUCGUAAACAAUCCCAUUUGCAGACGAUACAAAUCUAUUCUGUUCCAGUGAGAACAUGAGAGAGUUUAAAGAGGGUAGGAACAGCUGAUGGAGUUACAUAUGAUCACAUUUUUACUGCAUACAUUUAAAAAUAAAGUUGUGUGUUGGGUGGUGAUAGGAUUUAUUUUUAAAUGAAACUGAAUUAAAUUAAAUUAAAUUGAAAUAGUUUAUAAACUCAGUUGGAAGCUGCACAUAAGUUACAUAAAAAGUAAGAUAUCUAAAUCUAUUGGUAUACCUCAAGUCUCCAUAUACUGUAUUGUUCACUUUCAACUUGUAUGACAUACUCAAAUACAACAGAUACAGCUUCUGUAAAAAAAGCUGUAACAAUAAUAGGCUAGUCUUUCUGCCACAAAAUGUAUAAUUUAUUAUUUUACAAGGUCUAUCCCCUUGAAAUUUCAGGAUUUAAUGACCUUGAAAACUUUUAAGAACUAAGAAAAAGAAAGAGAAUCAGACCUGAUGUGAGAGAAAAUAAGGAAUUAAGCUGAUGCUGAUAAAAACAGGACACCACAGGAUUGUUGCAAGUUCAUCCCAAAUGAAGACUUUUGUUCAUCUUUGACAAAUGAGAUUAAAGGAUCAAAAUUAAUAUAAUAAAUAAUUCAAACUUAUUGUUUAUGUAGUGUCACUUUGGUCUCUCAAUCUCUUAUUUAACAGGAACCGAAAUCAUCCAGCCAGCUGAUGCAGGAGUGGGGUUUGGAGGACGUUCAGUACGGCUUCACUGAAGACGACUACAAAACCAUUACCAACUACAAAGCUUUCAGCCAGUUCCUCAGGUGAGCAUCUGAUUUAGAUUCAGUCCUGAUGUUCACACCAGUCUGUCCUCUGUAGGUGGGAUGCAGUCAGUCAUUAAGGACCUCUGUGGAUGUUUGUGUGUAAGAAGAGAAUUAUGUUGGGUGACUGCAGAUUUAGUUUGUUUAGGUCUCCAUAUUAACUGUUUUCCUGCGUUUCUGAAAUGAUAGUAGAUAAUGCUGCUCAGACUUUGAGUCCAGAACCCCAAAUCUGCUACUAUCCCUUCAAAUUCUGCGUUUUUACUCAGAGCCUGUAAAUAUCUGCCCUCUGAUACAUUUUCUUUCUGAGCCUGUGGAUUGUCAGAGACCCUCACUGACAAAAACUGUGAGACAGUGACACCAGAGAGGUCUGUGACGAGCAAACACUCCUCUUUUUGUUUGAGCAGGAGAGCUUGGCUGUUGGUUUAAAGACUCUGUCUCACCUGGGGCUGUCUGGGCUCAGCUAAGCCUCCUCUUUGACAAAGUGGAGCAUGAGCUCCUGCAGCGAGUCUCCCCUGUGAGACGUCAGCUGCUUCCUGGAUGCCUGUGACAGCCUGGAGGCUCGGAGACUCGCUGCUUUGACCCAGUAUCUUUCACAGGCCAGCGUGCCAGACCUCAAGCUGCUGCCUGACAAAUCACAAACAUGACAUACGCACAGCAAAGCAGGCAGAGGGUGACUUAAAGGCCAGAAGGUUGUCAGCAAAUCAACACCCAGUCCGCCUGCAGCGCUGAAGGAAGCAGAAAUUACAGCAACAGGAAUGAAGUGUGACAUAAUAAAGCUGCUGUUGUGUUCCUCAGGCCACUCAUCGCCAAGAAGAACCCCAAAAUCCCCAUGUCAAAGAUGAUGACAGUGUUAGGGGCCAAGUGGCGGGAGUUCAGCGCCAACAACCCCUUCAAAGGCGCAUCUGCCACCGCUGUGGCCGCCGCUGUGGCUGCGGCCGUGGAAACAGUUACCGUGGCACAGCCGACAUCUGUCAGCAGCAGCCAGCCGAGCUCGCAGCCGGGGACCAUCAAAAAAGCCAAAACCAAAGAGGGGAAGGGUAAGGCCUGGUUAACCAGAGCAGCACAUGUAUUUUUAGAAGUCCAGGAGCUUAGUUAACUCUUCAACCACCAGGAUACUGAAACUACUGAAACAGUCGAGGACACAAAUCUGAAAAACUGUAACAAAGUAAGGGAUGAUAGGAACGAUAACUUCAUGAUAGGUUAUUACUGUCGCACCUGCGUGUGUCUCAGGGCCUGGAGUGAGAAAGAGGAGCAAGUCUGUGAAGGAGGUGAAGAAGAAACCCAAGCCGAAGAAGACCAAAUCAAAGUCUGGCCAAAGUGGGAAGAAGAAAAAAGCGUCCUCGGUGUGUUUGACUUCUUUCUCAUGUUAAACUUCACGAUAACUCUGUGUUUCCAUGAAAGUGACCAGCCUGUUUGGAUUUCCUUUUUCACUUUCUAGAGCGAGGAGGACUUCCUGGAGGAGUCUGACUUUGACGACAUCAGCAUCCACAGUGCCUCUGUGCUUUCUGAUACCUCGGGGGCCGCCACCAAGAAGAAGGCCCGACGCGGGCGGAAAAAAAGGAAAAGUAUGUUUACUGUCUGAGUUUUGUUUUCCCUUCAAAAUCCCCCUGAAAGCCCCCUGAACCAGACUGUUUGAGUGUGUGGCUAACGAGGAAAUUAGAAAUGAGAGUUUUAUUUGUUUUGGGGAUAUUUCCCGGAGGCAGAUGCUCAAUCUCAGCAGUGAUUGUCCUCAUAACAUUUACAGCCCACUUGUUUCAAUGUGUAAAUACUGUCAAACUUACAAUGUUACAUUUAAAUUUAAGAGCGUUUAUCACAUUUACCUUCUACAGAGGAGGAUGGCGAUGGUUACGAGACGGACCACCAGGAUUACUGUGAGGUUUGCCAACAAGGCGGCGAGAUCAUCCUGUGUGACACCUGUCCCCGAGCGUACCACCUGGUGUGUUUGGACCCAGAGCUGGAGAAGGCCCCUGAAGGCAAAUGGAGCUGUCCACACUGUGUAAGUAAAACAGUUAGACGGACUCAUUACGUUUACUCGUUUUUUACUUUAGUACAUGCUGAAAGUGUAUUCUUGAUUAUUUGGCUGGACAGUUGGGCUUUACAGUCAAAUCCCACCUCAGGGAAAUCAAGUGUGCAGAUCUAGUGUUUUGUGUGCUCUGCAAAGACUGAUCUGUCACCAGUUUGGAAGCUUAAGGAGCAGUGUUGACGAUGUUUUCUGCACUGGCAGCAUCUAUGUGGUAGUGGGCGCUAAUGUGGUAAUGAGGUAGUGGGCGCGUGACAUCUUUGGCAUUUUCCUCACUGUGUGCUGUUUUCUUCUUAUCCUGGGAUUUCAUGGUUAUAGUCCGAAUAGUCUGUUUGUAGAAGCUCAUACUGAAGUGUUAAAAAUUGCAGUUACAAGUGUGUCCACUUGAGGCUGGCUGCAGAAGCACCUGAAACCACAUACACACUAACUAACCAAAAGGCUUUAGAGCAAAAACAAAGGUGGUUCAGAUAACAGUUUUGGUCUAAAUCACUCAGGACUUCCAUGACUCCCAAUCUGAGUUUCUUGUAACGUGUUCCUUUUAAAUUUAUUAAUGUUGUAAGAUAGGAUAGGAUAGGAUUGGUAGGGAUGCCCCAAUUCGAUACUGAUAUCAGUCUGAUAUCUGCAAAAAAACGAAUAUCGGAUUAUAUCGGCCUGCAUCUAAAAUCUCUGAAAUCAGCACUCCGAUACAAGCAGUCCAUUCCAGACUCUGUUCCAGCACCUCUAUCUAGCAGGACCCAGAUCCAGCAUGCUGAGCCCACGAGAUUACAAGAACAGUGUGUACUGAGAUACUAACAAAGUAGCAAGGAGUCAGAGUGAUGUCAGCCGUGUGGCAGUAUGUUUCAUUUAAGUCUGAAAAAGACACUGCAGCUGAGUGCAAAAAAAAAAAAAAUCGUGCUAAUAUUGGAUCAAUGUCGGUGUCGGCCAAUACUGAAGGAUACAAUAUCGGUAUCAUAUCAGAAGUAAAAAAGUUGCAUCAGGACACCCCUAAAGUUUGGCCAAUUAGAAGCACACUGACUUGACUGACAGUUGUAAGGAGGUUAGUGUCCAGAUUUUUGGGCUUUUUCUUACUAUAAACCGAAACUAUGACUCUUGUGAUAUUGUACAAUCCAGGACUUUAAAUUCCCUGUUUCAGUCUUGCACUCUGAGAAAUACCUGGCCCUUUUUUUUAAAACUGAUUUGGUUCUUUAGCUUCCUUAAAUCAUGCAAUUGUUGGACACAUCUCAAAAUAUGCUGCUUAACAAGCAGAGUUAUUUAUUCUUAUAAACUCGAAUCAGCAGCUCUUAAGCCCCCCUUGUCCUCAUGUCCUUCAGGAGAAGGAGGGGAUCCAGUGGGAGGCCAAAGAUGAGGAGGAGGAUGAGGAAGAGCCAGCUGGUGAAGAAGAGGACGACCACAUGGAGUUCUGUAGAGUGUGUAAAGAUGGAGGAGAGCUGCUGUGUUGUGACACUUGCCCCUCCUCGUACCACAUCCACUGCCUCAACCCGCCUCUACCUGAGAUACCCAAUGGAGAGUGGUUGUGUCCUCGCUGCAUGGUGAGCUCACACUUCAGGACUAACAGUGAUGUUAGCGUUUAGUAUUUCUGAAAUAAAUGAACACAUUUGGAGAGUUGAGUCUCUUUGCUGGGCUCAGCUUUUACCUCUCUGAAGAAACACCCUUAGAGGAAGCUUAUGGUUGAAGAUUUUGGAGCAAUACGUUUCUGCUUUUAUAUAUGGCUAAGUAUUUUGUAGAUAUGCAUAAAUUUAACACUGUCUUCUUGUUAGACCACAUUUUUAAGUUAUCACAUGGUGUUCAUAUAUGCCUGUAUAUGAUCUGUGGUUUUAAAUGUUGCUUUAGUUCUGGCCAUUUUUUAAAAAGCUUUAAGGUACAGCACAGGUUUUUAGUUAGUGCAUCCUCACAGCUUUUUUUCCCACUUACUUUAAGUAUUGUGGAUGAAAAAGAGCCCUGUUUUUAGCCCUGUUUUUAAAUAAAUCUCGCAAAGGUAUCAGAAAAAUAAGGGACUGAAAAUAAAGAAUAACACGUCAGUGGGAACGGAUGGGAGCCGGCACAUUUUAGGGGCUAUGUUAAAAUUUUCAGAAUGACUCUAAAGCAGACAUGAAAGUGAGGAAGAGACGAGGAGAUGAGAACAAUGACGAUUAUUUACAUAUCAUGACGAGUUAAAAUGUUCAGGGCAGAGUUAAAUUUCUGAAAUAAAGCGUGGUGAGAAAAGAAAGAUUAUGAUGUUUCUGAAAAUGGAAAAAAGAAAGAUCAGCUUUAAUUUAUUUUCCUCUCUAAAGCCUGGGGCUAAAACCCUUUCGUAAGUUUGUGAGGUGGUGAAGAUUUACUGUAGGGCUGGUUUAAAUCUUUUUAUAGUUUGUACAGUUGAUCACAGUCGUUUCCCGCUUGCUGUUUGAGCUAACCAAUUAGCCUUUUAAUGAUUUAAUUACUCUCUGUAUUAAUGUGAAGUAAGACUGUGGGUGGCUGUUAAUGAGGUGGAGACAACCCAAUUUACCGCUUUUGUCUGGCUCUGAACCCCCGCUUCACUUUUUCUGCAUUACUGCUGUGACACAAAGUGAAGACCCCUGCAUUUAUCUCCUUAUACUUCUCUGAUUUCUCCUCCUCAGUGUCCUCCUCUUAAAGGUAAAGUCCAGAAAAUCCUGCACUGGACUUGGGGGGAGCCCCCGCUGCCGGCUGAACUGCCCGCAGGUCCUGAUGGGAAACCCAACGAUCCGCUGACCAAGCCCCCGCUCAAAGGCCGCCCAGAGAGGGAGUUCUUUGUGAAGUGGGCCGGCCUCUCUUACUGGCACUGCUCCUGGGUCAGCGAGCUGCAGGUGCGAUAGUUCAGUUUGGUUUUAUAGUUUUACACAAAACAAAGCUCCCUGAACAUCAGAAAGGUCACAAGAAGAAGCUGCAAAUAGUUGAUAUGAGACUAAAUUUAGAGGAGACAGAAGAGAUGAUACAAAAGUUGCCAAAACAACUUAAAACGUGCAAGAAAUACUGCUUUGAAACGGUGCGAUCAACAAUUCCUCAGAUGGGGAUGGAAAUAGAUGAUAAUUGGUGCCUCAUUCCUGGAGAUGUUCUGUGUCAGGAAAAGUCGGCCUAUACAGGCUUUCUUUGUCUACAACACAUUUCAUUAUUGGCUUUAUCACAGCCCUGAUUAAAUACAGAAAUCUGGCUUCUGAUUGGUCAGCUGCAUGUAGGUACAGCCUCUGAUUGGUUGAAAGACCAUAGCAACGACCUUCAAUAAGCAUAUUUAACUCACAACAGGAAUCACACUGUAUCACAAAAAUGAACAGACAUAUCAGCACAGAUUACCUCAGUUUUUCAGGAACUGAAUCCAGACAGUCUCUGAAAGUUCACCAACCUUCUCUGGAGGAUAGAAAAGCCUCAGAAUGUUGCACAGAGUUUAUUCCCAGAACACUACCGGUCUCACAGAGUGAGUGGAUUUUACAGUAAGCUGGUAUGUCAUACCAGCUCUUUGGACCACCUCUAUCUCCUGUCUACCAUGAUCACUUUCUUGGUUGCCAUUCAUGCUGCCUGCCUCUUGCAAUGCUUUAUUGUUUUGCAAGGCACCAGAAACUGAGCUGAAGGCAUUGAUCAGGUGGCAAUGAAGCAAAAAAGCAAAUUAUGUUAAUGACUCCAAUAAAUUGGUUCUCAUCUUGAACCAGAUUUGGUUUGGCAUCUCUACUCUAGGUUGUACAUAUUUCUCAUAGCAAAUAUUUGGUUAAGUAUGGUUAAGAUCUCAACUUUUUGUUUUUAAUUCAUAAAUGUAUUGUUUUAAGGAGGGAUGGUGAAAGUAUUUUCCAGCAGUAGUUGAAAUUGUGGGGAAAGCUGCUCUAAAGAGAAAACUGGGCAUGUGCUGGCACUUCGGCUUUGCAGCUCUGACUUUGAAGUUAGAAAGACCUUUGGAUCCUGCCAAAGCUGAUCGAUACCUGAUAGGAUGGGAGACUUAAAGACCCACUGGCUGCAUAUUAAACGAACAAUGCGCUUUCAUUUCCACCUAUUGUGAGGUAUGAAGCAUAAAUACUGCCCUGACAGCAGGUGACAUACUGCACUGAUGCAGCUAAAGCAUGCGCAGAAGUGACUUUGUCUAAGGAAGCGUCCGGGGGACUUCCAGGGAAAAGGACCUUGUUUGUCGUGGCAGAAUCUCUUACCAUCAGUGCAGCUGUUUGGCUGACACUGAGACUGAAUUUAUGAUGAGGAGGAGUGAGGUUACUCGACUCUUGGAGAGAGGACUGUGAUCUGAGGACAUGAAGACCUGAAGCUUGACCUCAGUGUAGUCUUACACCAGGAGACACUAAGAAUGAAUAGACAGAGUUGUCAAAAAUAAGACAGACUUCUGCAGGGAAACUGAACUAAACUGUGAACCUUUGACACCCCAUCACAACAGGACUAACCCCAACUUCCAAGCCUGGCUGUUCAGCAUCUGCUCCCAAAUCUUGUGUUGUUAUGAGUGACAUGAAGCAGGGCUGGCGUGGUCUAUUAAUGUCUUUUACAGAAAAUUAAACAAAGAUUUUGUGUGAAAAAAAAGGCUUAUCGUUAAACUCUGUGUAGGUUUACUGUGUUUCAAGAAGACUCGAAGAAGAAGCAGCUGCUGGUGAGCCAGCUGUAGCAUUCCCUCGAGAAAUGAUCAGGCACUUUAAAAGAUGACUUUUCAAGUCCUGUAAUUUAAGAUCUACCUGAAGUUCCCUACACUUCAAGAUAAGGCGAAGCGUUACAAUGCUGAUAAUGAAGCAUAAGACAGGAAAAAAAUCAAAAUAAAAGCAUGCCAAACCAUUUUUUUUAUGAGGUAGUGUCCUCUCUAAACAGUUUGGUCACAGGGCAGGAGAUGUAGAUAUAACAUACAGUACAGGCCAAAAGUUUGGACACACCUUCUCAUUCAAUGCAUUUUCUUUAUUCUUAUUACUGUUUAAAUUGUAGAUUCUCAGUGAAGGCAUCAAAACUAUGAAUGAACACAUGUGGAAUCAUGUGCUCAAGAAAAAAGUGUGGAAUAACUGAAAACAUGUUUUAUAUUUUAGAUUUCUCAAAGUAGCCACCCUUUGCUUUUUUGAAAGCGCUGCAAACUUUUGCUGUUCUCUCAAUGAGCUUCAUGAGGUAGUCACCUGAAAUGGUUUUUACUUCACAGGUGUGCCUUGUCAGGGUUAGUACUUCUGUCAUCAAUAGCAAAGGGUGGCUAUUUUAAAGAAACUAGAGUAUAAAACAUCUUUUCAGUUAUUUCACACUUUUUUCAUAAGUACAAAAUUCCACGUGUUCAUUCAUAGUUUUGAUGCCUUCAGUGAUAAUCUACAAUGUAAAUAAUCAUAUAAAAAAAUAAAGAAAAGACAUUGAAUGAGAAGGUGUGUCCAAACUUUUGGCCUGUACUGUAUUUUAACAUUUUUGGUAAAGUUUCCUCUUUAUUUUAACAUCCAUGUGAUGUUUUAAUGCUGUGAUUACCUUCAGGUGAUAAUCUGAUAUCUUUACAGCCUUAACACCAAACAUAUCUGUAAUAAUAUGUAAUUUUGUGUAAUAAUAAAUAAGCUCUUAGACAAAUGUAAGGAUUUGAAAGUGUUCGCACCAGAAACAGAGAGCAGGUCCAAUCUUACAUGAUUACUUUGUCAGCAGCAGGAGCUAAAGGAUGAGCAGUCUUUGCUGAAGUGGAAAAAAAACCUGACAAACACAUGAGAGAAAAGAAAGUUCCUGCAUUUUUUUCUUCAUUCAGCCUUGAAGUCUUGGAGAAACGUUUGUCUGUGAAUGUAUUUUGUUGCAGCUGUCAAACAAUCCCAACUGCAUUAGAGGCGAUGAUCAUUCAGAGCCCUCACACUCAGCAGACAUUUAAUUUGUCUGAACAAGUGCUUGUUUAGAAACACGACAGCUUUCUUAAUUCAUCGUGUAUCUACCUUCCCUUCAUUAAAUCUUAUCUGGAUCUUAAAGUACUUGAUUAGAUUUGUCUCAACCCCGCUGAGAGAUUAUAUGUUGCAUUGUUGUGAGAAGAAUCAGAGGUGGCGUUGAAUGAAACUGAGCUAAAUUGAUUGUUUUCCACAGCUGGAACUCUACCACACUGUCAUGUAUCGGAACUACCAGAGGAAGAAUGACAUGGACGAGCCGCCGCCGUACGACUAUGGCUCCGGAGAGGAGGAGCUUAACAGUGAGAAGAGGAAGAGCAAAGACCCGCAUUAUGCUGUGAUGGAGGAGCGCUUCUACCGCUACGGCAUCAAACCAGAGUGGAUGGUGAUACACAGGAUACUCAACCACAGGUGGCUGCUCACAAUUACACUAAUUCUCAUAUCAGUGAAGAGUUUUAGGACUUGAAAGCCCUGUUUUUAGGCUGGUGCUCAGUUUGGUCUUUGCUGACUGUCGCCUCGCCUUUCCCUUUUUUUGCGUUAUCACUUCAUACAUGGAGAUUAUUCCCAAAGCACAGCAUAUUUAAGCAUAUGAGAGACAGCUGCUCACAGAAAAUUCAGAGCGUGGGACAGUAGAGGCUGUGAAGCUCUGUGAAAAGAACAGCAGGGUUGGUUCCCAUGGGGUUUCCAACCUUUCUGUUGGUCCUCAUUCAUUCUUCAAGUAUUUAAAUCUGACUUCCUAAAGUCAUCUGUAACACCUGUGAAUAUAAAUAGUCAUGUUUUUUAACCACCUGCCUCCUUGUGUAAUUUGGGGUAAAGUCAAGGUGAGCUUAUGUGAGAACAGAGCAGUAAAUCUGGUGGUAAAUUCACGCUGAGGAAGCACAUGGGGGUGAUGAGGUUUACAUCAUGCAGUUGGUGUUAAAUCUGCUUCACUGCUUGUUGUGAGUUAUACGCCUUCCCAGUCCGACCUGAGUCAUAGGUAUUAAACACGUCCGAUAUUUACAAUCCCAGAUCAGGACAACUGUGGCUCCAUAGGGGGCGGUAAAAAACAUGACUCCACACUCAAGGAUUUUUUUGGACAAAUACUUGGUUAAACCAAGGCAAGGAUCAGGCCACGCCCCCUGAUGAAUACAGUUGGAGCGUAAAUCUGGUCCUGAAGGUGUCUAGCGAGGCCAAGUCAAAUCAGACACUUCCCAUCAUUGUCUUCUUGUCAGCUAAUUAAGUUUACUCCAGUUUUGCCAGUUCUUCUGAUUUAAAUGGUGUUACUUUUCAGAUUAUUCUGACCUCACGUGAACGCAGGAUAGGUGGAGAGUUGACAAACUGUCAUUAAGUUUGCAGCUCCUUUGACAGAAUGUGCUCCUUGUCUAUUUCCUUCUUCCUACCAGUUUUGAUAAAGAUGGAGAUGUGCAUUACCUGAUCAAGUGGAGAGACCUGCCAUAUGACCAGUGCACCUGGGAAGUGGAUGACUUUGACGUCCCGGAGUAUGACAGUCUGAAAGCUUUUUACUGGGACCACAGGUUAGUCAUCUCCUCAAUUCACUACUUCAUUGCAAACCCUGAACAUAUUUCAGUCUUCUUAAAAUGCUGGAUUUAACGUCAUUUUAAAGAUUCUGUUUUUUUAACUUGAUCAUAUUAAUUAUUCAGUGCAUUAACAUUAUCAGACAUCACAUCAUCAUCACUUUCUUAUUUGAAAUUUUGAUGGCAUUGUGCUCAUUUUUAAUGUAUAUUCAUUUUAUUUCCAUGUAUUAUACUUAUUAGGUGUGUUUUUACUAAUAUUCAACUGUCACUUUUACUGCGACAAAAACAAUUUAUUUAAAGAUUAGAUGGUUUUUUUUUGUUUGUUUUGAAUAUCUUUAUGUUUAAAAAAUAUCACUAGGAUGCACACUGUCUCAUUGAACUGCUCUCCCCCCUAUGACUGUCUAUGAUUGAGAUGUCUGGCUCAAAAUGUUUCUUCCUCUUUGAUAGAGAGCAGAUACUUGGGGAGGACCAACGCCCUCUGGUGGUGAGGAAAGGAAAGAAACUGAAGGAGGACCAUCAGAAGAGAGAGGUUCCUCCUGACGCCCCCAUCAUAGAUGUACGUUUGGUUUGUCAGAUGCACUUUGGUUGUAGAGGUCUGUGCUUUCAUUGGCUGCUUGCUGCUGAAAGUCUGUUUGAGGGGAGGCCUGAAUAAUUUUGACAUCUCAUUAAGUUUGGUUUCUAAUGCUGAUUUCCAAAUAAUGUCAUUGUUUGUCAAGUUUUCUUCUCAGAGUAUUUCAUGUCUCAUCCUAUCGGCAUCAUCUUAACUGCCCCUUAUAUCACUAAGAAGUUAAUUUAGGGCCAAUCUCAAUAUUGGAUUUUCAGCUUUUAUCACUUUGCUCUCAUGAUGUGCUGAUGUUAUCAUCCAUCUUUAAACAGUUCUGUCACCGUGAGGCCAUUAAUUAUCAUUACUCAGCAUAAAAUGCUAAACUUUUAUUAUGAUGCUACUUGUGUUUAGAAAAGAGUAAAUAGUGCAAAAAUGUUAAUAUCAUACAUAUAUAUUUAUAUAUGUAUAUAUACAUACUGUAUAUCUGUCCUAUAAUUUCUCAUUAACAGCCAACCAUCAAGUUUGAGCACCAGCCGUGGUACAUUAACGCCACUGGAGGAACACUGCACCCGUACCAGCUGGAGGGCCUGAACUGGUUGAGGUUCUCCUGGGCACAGGGCACAGACACCAUCCUGGCUGAUGAGAUGGGCUUAGGAAAGACAGUGCAGACCAUAGUGUUCCUCUACUCGCUCUAUAAGGAGGUGAGGGUUAUGAAAUUUCCUCCUCCGUCAUGCCUGUGCAGUCCCAUUAGAUACUAUUUAUAAAGUGACUUCAUCCCCCUACUCUCUUAGGGUCACUCUAAGGGGCCCUUCCUGGUGAGCGCACCCCUGUCCACUAUCAUUAACUGGGAGAGGGAGUUUGAGAUGUGGGCACCAGAUUUCUAUGUGGUGACGUACACUGGAGACAAAGACAGCCGAGCGAUCAUCAGGGAGAAUGAGUUUACCUUUGAGGAGAGCCCAGUGAAAACUGGACGCAAGGUGUUUCGGAUGAAGGUACGACAUGUUCGUAAGCUGUUCUUAAUUAUUUAUAUCAAUUUAAUAUAACAUAAUACAAUAUUAAAGGAUACAGUAUAACCUGAUGGUAUAUUGAACAGUACAUACUGUAUCAUACAGUACCCAAGCUAACUAAUACUAUACAUUAUGAUAAGGUGUGAAUGAUGAGAUAUGAUACAAUAUGGUUCAGUACAAAAGAAAAGAAUGCCAUAUGAAACCAUACCAUAGGAUACAAUACAGCAAGAGAUGAUAUAAUACCGUACAACAUGACAGAAUAGGGUAUGGAAUGAUAGGCUACAUUAGGAUACUAUACAAUUUGACACAAUAUGAUACAAUAUGGUAUUGUACAAUAGAGUUUUAUCAAAUAAGAUGUGGUACAACUGAUUAGAGACAAGAAGAGACUGAUUUGAUAAGGUUUGGUAACAUACGCUACUGUACAAGACGAGAUGGGAAGAGAUGAUACAAAGCCAUAAUACAAUACAAGACAAUAUAUGGUACAAUGUGAUACUAUACAUCUAUACAUUAUGGUACAAUGUGACACCACUGAUCAACAGGACAGGAAAGGUUAUGGUACAAAACUUAACAAAAAUGGUACGUUUUGAUGCAAUGGGACGAGAUACGAUAUGAGCAUUACAGUACAGAAUAAGAGUAAAUAAAUUAUUCAGCAUAGUAGGAUAUGACAUGACAACUGCAACAUGACAUGACAACAGAUAAUGAAUAACAACUUUGGAUGUAAUCAUGAAAAUAUUUUUAGAAGUAAUUACAUGUCAACACAACAGAAUAUAAUGCAAUACAAUAUGAUAUAAUAUGGUGGGAUACAAUGUUACAAUACAAUACAAUAGGAUACAAUAUGAUACGGUGUACUACUAUAUGAUAUGAAACAGUAAGAUACUGUAGAAUACAAUAUGGUACAGUAUAAUACAGCACAGUAUAAUCUGCUACAUUACAGUGUGAUACGCUACGAUUUGAUGUGAAAUCGUCAGUUUAGCGCCAGUUUGAGGGGUGUCCGAAAUCUCAGUGAUCAAUUCCAGUGCCUUAUAUAGGCAACUCAAAAUUUCCCAUAGAGCCUUUCCAAAUUUAAUGCCCAUCUGAUGGUCACUCACUGGUGUUGGGCAUCCCGUCAUGCAUUGCGUCAGGCCAUGUAGUGUCCGAAACCUCCGGUAAUUAAGUUCACUACAUAGUCAACUAAAUAGUAAAAUCCCAUAUGGGGGUUAGGGGUUAGGGAUUGAGUGAUUCAUUUCGGACACAGCCUAUGAUUCUCUACGAUACAGCAUGGUAUGAUGGGAUACGAUGUGAUGAGAUAAGAUACACCAAGGUAUGACAUGAUAUGAUACAUUAAGAUAGAAAAGGCUUUCAUUGUCUCUCCGGGGGAACUGGUCUUGCAUUAAAAUGCUCCGCACCUUUAGCUGCUGAAAAGAGGUCACUGAUGUUGGAUAUCCUUCCUGACAAUGAAAGCUGAGUUUUGAAUUUAAAAAACACCAAAGUACAACAUACUAUUCCCUCCAACUUAUGAUCUCACAUCUAAACUGUUCAGCUUCACUUUUUUUUUUUUUUUACCCUUGUGUUUUUUUUCUUCUCCACCUUACAGAAAGACACUCCUAUCAAGUUCCAUGUGCUGCUGACAUCUUACGAGCUGAUCACGAUUGAUCAAGCCAUUCUGGGCUCCAUCACGUGGGCCUGCCUGGUGGUGGACGAGGCUCACAGACUGAAGAAUAACCAGUCAAAGGUAAAACAGCAUUUUCGCAUUUACAAACAUACUCGAGCGGCACAAAAUAACAGGUGGAAUUUAUAAGUCUAAAAUGUGUGUGUAUAAACUCAGCCCUACAACUGUUAUAAAUUGUUCUACAUGUCCGGUCCAGUUUUUCAGAAUUCUCAACGGGUACAAGAUUUACUACAAGCUGCUGCUCACUGGGACUCCUCUUCAGAACAACCUGGAAGAGCUGUUCCACCUGCUUAACUUUCUCACCCCAGAGCGCUUCAAGUGAGUCUGAUCACCACAAACCAGCAAGAAGCAUCAAAUUCAUCCUGUCUCAAAAUGAUAAACGGACAUAGUUCGCAAACAAAGAUAGAAAUUGUUGCUUCUCUGCUUCGCCUCUGUAUCUGAACUCGAUUCUUCUUUUUUCUGCACAGUAACCUGGAAGGCUUCCUGGAGGAGUUCGCAGAUAUCUCAAAGGAGGACCAGAUCAAGAAGCUGCACGACCUGCUGGGCCCUCACAUGCUCAGGAGGCUGAAAGCUGAUGUGUUCAAGAACAUGCCUGCAAAGACAGAGCUCAUCGUGAGAGUGGAGCUCAGCCCCAUGCAGAAGUACGCUCACACAUAGAAGAACUGUUGUAGUUAUGUAUAGGAGAUUUUGAUAAGUAAAGAUGGCGGAUAAAACGAGAUUUAAACCUUACGAUACACUCACAGAAAUAUUUAUACCUCAUUGCAUAUAAAAUUUCCAUCCAUUGAGAUUACUUAGAUUUAACAUAUACAGGCCAAUAAACUUAAUGUGCUGCAUAUUUGUCAUUCAAAUGUAAAUGAAUAAAUUAAGAAUUAGAUUUAUGUAAAAAUACCAAAAAAACAUGUGUGUUUAGAGUAAAUAAUGAAGAUGUAUGUAUUCAUCAUUGAUAACUCCAGUUUGUUUCUGUCUCAUAAAUUUUAACUAAAUGAAUCUUGGUUGAUCCACAGCUCAUAAUAUUUAGAAUAUAUUGAUGCAUCUUAACUGAUCAAAUUGAAUUGUUUUCAGAAUAACAGAUUUUUGCUGAUUUUAAGAAAUUUGAAUAAAUAAAGUCUAAAAAAAUGUAAUAAUCUAAAUAAAGUCAAAUAGAUGUAAAUACUUAAAAAUAAACUAUGCCAUGGUUUAUUUUUUAGAGUGUAGUUUGACGCAUCGGGUUCAAGAUUUAUUUAGCAAUGAAUGACAACAGAGCUUUAACGACACCCUGAAAGCAGUCAUGUUCUCCGGACCUUCAAAAAGGCGCUCUUAUAUAAACCUUCAUAAGUUUAUUUUGACAGCAGAUUUUAAUGACAUUUGGUGAAAUGAAAACAACUUUUCACCUUCUUAGACUUACUUAGACUAAAAAUCCUGACUGUGACGAUUUUCAGAUGAAUUACUGUUUGAUAUAUUAUUGUUUAUCAUUAUUAUUUUAUUUUUAUUUAUAUAUUAUUGUUAUCAUUUCUGGGUUUUUUUGUGUCUGUUCAAUCUAAUGAAAAUAUUUCCCAUUAUUAACUGUAUGAUUUUGUGUUCUUGUGUGUUAAAAGUUUAUUAAAAAAAACAUAAUUAAAAAUAUAUUUAUCUUCUUUUAAUCUUUGACCUGCAGGAAAUACUAUAAGUUCAUCUUGACGCGAAAUUUCGAGGCCCUGAACUCCAAAGGCGGAGGAAACCAAGUGUCCCUGCUCAACAUCAUGAUGGACCUAAAGAAGUGUUGCAACCAUCCCUACCUGUUCCCUGUGGCUGCUGUGGUAAGACAGACAGAUUUAAUACAUAACAAAGGAAAAACAUCUAUGUUUGUAUCUCUCUUUUUACUAAGUUGUUGCAUGUAAACGUAAGGUAUAAAAUAUCUACAGGAUAUCAGCUAGAAGUUUUUAUAAUUGUCUCAAAGCUGGACUUUUAAAAACUCUUUUCCAACACCCUUUUAAUCAAACUCUUAUUUAGCAUUAAAAUGCUUUUUCUCAUGAUGUAUCUAAAUGUGAUGUCUGAGUUUGCUGUCUGUCUCUGCAGGAAGCUCCUGUGUUACCCAACGGUUCAUAUGAUGGUAACCUGCUGGUGAAGUCCUCAGGGAAACUGACGCUGCUUCAGAAAAUGCUGAAGAAACUCAAAGACGAAGGACACCGAGUUCUCAUUUUCUCUCAGGUAAUAGUUGGAUGAAGUCUGUCUGGGCUGCAAGCCACGGCUCUCAUUGAUUGUUGGCCGUGAAAAUCUGAAAACCCAGUCGUCUAUUUUUAGAGAUGCCAAUAUCGAUGUGAGUAGUAGGUGCUAAAUCUUUUAAUGUUCCAGACAAAUAAAAUCAAAAAUCAUUUUGAGAGAAAGUACAGGCUUUUCUGAUUCUGAAGGCUCCCGUUUAGUUCUGUUUGAGUUACAUAAAUGCUGUUUCACUGUGUGUCUGUUUUUUUUUUUUUUAAGAUGACAAAGAUGUUGGAUCUGCUGGAGGACUUCUUGGAGUUCGAGGGUUAUAAAUAUGAGCGUAUUGAUGGAGGGAUAACAGGAGGCCUGAGGCAGGAGGCCAUUGACCGCUUCAAUGGUGAGUUUGAUAAUCCAAAAUCUAUCCGUGUGGGUGCAUGUUUCCCUCCAGACAACCUUCUCUCUUUCUUUUUUAACUCUUAUUUAGCUGCAUUUCACAUUCACAGAGAGAGGCAGAAAGUUCUGGAGCAUCUUAGCUUGAACAUAAACUUGUAUUACACCUUAAAAAAGUCCAACAAGAAUCACUGAGACGUUUGAGGACUUUUCUGAGCAGAAGUUGCUCCUGAAAGUCUUCUUUUCUAAUAUAAAGUUUUGUUUUGCUCUUUCCCUUCUUUUCCCAAAAAUUUCUCCUCUGGGUUGUGUCUCAGCACCGGGCGCUCAGCAGUUCUGCUUCCUGCUCUCAACACGAGCUGGAGGCCUCGGCAUUAACCUGGCGAGUGCAGACACUGUGAUCAUCUACGACUCUGACUGGAAUCCUCACAAUGACAUCCAGGUACAGAUGUUUGAAAAGCCCUCACACGGACACUUGUACAUAUUCUCAGUUAUUUCUGUAACAAUUCCCUCUUCCACCAUCUCCACAGGCUUUCAGCAGAGCCCACCGCAUCGGCCAGAACAAGAAGGUGAUGAUCUAUCGUUUCGUGACCCGGGGUUCGGUAGAGGAGAGAAUCACUCAGGUGGCGAAGAGGAAGAUGAUGCUGACCCAUCUGGUUGUGCGGCCGGGCUUGGGCUCAAAAACGGGAUCCAUGUCCAAACAGGAACUGGAUGAUAUCCUUAAGUUUGGCACUGAGGAGCUUUUCAAAGAUGAAAUGGAGGCAGCACGAACCAUGGGUAUGUCCUCUUAAGAUUCCAAGUUUUAUUUCUGCUAUCCCUUAUUUUUCAGGUGUUUCUCAUAACCCAGACCCUCCUAUUUAUCCUUAAUUGACUGCUAAUUUAUACCUCAGAAAGAGACCUCUACUUAGGACCUUUUUGUGUUCAUGUCUGCCCUUCAGGGAGACGAUUUCUGCUAAAUUUGGGUAAAAACCAGCAACUACUUCUUGACAAAGCUGUCUCUUUCUUCCAUAAAAUUCCCCUCGCUUUAAUAAAAGUCAGUUACUCAUGAAGUAAUCCUCAAAGUGAUGAUAGAUAGAGCGAUUUAGAGCCGGCAAAAGAUCCAAAAAGACCCUGAAUCCCUAAUAUCGUUCAAAAGCUGCUUUUUAAUCUCAGUAUUUAAAUGUCAAAGCUUCAGGCUCAGGGGAAACUUUCCUUCUCUGUCAAACUUGAAAAGCUGUCCUAAAAGUCACUCCUCAUCAAACAGGAGACAACAAAGACGGCGAGGAGGGCAAUGUGAUUCAUUAUGAUGACGAUGCCAUUUCCAAGCUGCUGGACCGUAGCCAGGACGCCACAGAAGACACGGAGAUCCAGAACAUGAACGAGUACCUGAGCUCCUUCAAGGUGGCUCAGUACGUGGUGAAGGAGGAGGACGGAGAGGUGAGAGUGCAAAGACGUUUAUCAGGCUGAUGAUGAGAGGAUGGGAUUCAGCAGGAUGAUUGGUUGUUAUCUUGAUCUUUGAUAAUCCUCAGAGGACAAGAUAAAACAGUUUAAUUCAUUUCCCUCAUUAUGGUGCUGAAGAGCAGCUCCUGUUAUUCAUUUCAGGGGUGUUACCAAUUAAAACCUGGUAAUGUGUCUUAGAAAUCAUCUGUUUUUAUGGGAGAAAAUUAAAAAAUGAUGACCUCUUUGACAUGUUGUAGAUCAAACCAUGGUGCAGCAACAUCUCCUACCUGUGCUCAUCCAGACUAAUGAAACUAUCUAGUCUGUGGUGAGCCCUGUAGCUCAGAGUGAGUCAAGAAUUUGUCGAUGAGACCAAAUGUUACAGCCUCUGACAGAUUUAGGCGUCCAGCUGUUUUACCUUUAUUUCCUGAACCUACUUUUGCUAACAUUAUAGGUGGCUUAUGAUCAAACAUGGUGUCCUGACAAAUUUUUACUUUGGUCACUUUGCACUUAACUCCAAGAAGAGUCUGAACAGAGGAUUACAGGGUUGUUAAAGAAAUGUGAUUUAGUCCCUUUAAGUGUGACCAGUUCAUUGAAGGACUCUUGUAGAUAGCGUCUGCCUUAUAGACUGUAUAGUGGACGCCAUCUGCCUCCUCACUGGGUGAAGCCACUCUGAGAACAGCACCCUCUGUUGAUGGGCUGCAGUAUAGGUCAUAAAUCCCGCCUCCACCAGCAAAGCUUAUGGGGCUGUGGACAAACUUUAGAAAUUUAUUACACAUAACAUAAAUUUUUCUCCCCCCUGCUUGUUGUUGACAUGUAGUUACAGUAAGACUGGUUUGUGCUCAAGUCCUCUUUUUUCUGUACAGCUCUGUUUUUAAAAGUUAUUAGGGGGUUCAUGUUUUCUAUGAUUGACACUUGAUACAGCCUAUGGGAGUACAAAGAUUGCGUAGCUCAACCGGGAGAUAUGCUGUUUGAGUCGAGCGUCAUCACAGAGACUCUCGGCGACUCUCCCGCAGAAUGCGCACAAUGCUACUGCGCAAUGUUGGUUUCAGGAAGUCAAGAAAAAAUGCGAGAUUAUUGAGAGCUCUUUGGCUUCAGAUCUAUAUACUGGCGGAAGGUGGAACCAAGUUGCAGAGAUAGGAAUUGUGGAGUCACCAAGUCAUCUCCAUGCCAUGUAUUUGCUCUGCUCUGUCACUGAAUCAGCUGCUUCCAAUGAGCAGCCAGGAAGGUGAGCUCAUUAGUAAAGGCACCUGGUUCAGUAACUGAGCAGAACAAAUACAUGGCAUAGAGAUGACUUGGUGACUCCACAAUUCCCAUCUCUGCCAAGUUGUCCACAGUAUAUACAGUCUAUGGUCUGCCUUACUUAGCAGAACUUGCCCAUUUUUUAUACUCAAGCUAGACGAUCAGGUCAACCACUGAGUGGCUCCUAGUCUUGCCUAAAAAUCAGGGAGAUUGAAACUUUGCAGCAGUUGCCCCUAACCUGUGAAACAGCUUACCCCAACAACUUAAUGUUAUAAAUCAUAAUGAAGGUGUUUGGAUGAGCAGGUGGAUCAGUGCGGCGUCAGCAAUGAUGUGGACGCCGCAAAGGUCUGUUGUGGUAAAGAGUGAGCCAAACCGAAAGGUAAAGCUCUCCAUAUACCAGUAGAUCCACAUUGCUACCCUCACCUAUGGUCACGAGCUGUGAGUCGAGGGUAUGAAUGAGUUUCCUCCCUUAGAGAUAGUGUGAAAGACUCGGACAUCCAGGAGGAGCUCAGAGUAAAGCCGUUGCUCUAAAGAAAAAACAAAACAAAACAUAAUAAUUAACCUCUGUGUGUGCCCUGGUACAGGAGGAGGUAGAGCGCGAAAUCAUCAAGCAGGAGGAAAACGUGGAUCCGGAUUACUGGGAGAAACUCCUCCGUCAUCACUACGAGCAGCAGCAGGAGGACCUGGCUCGUAACCUGGGGAAGGGCAAAAGGAUCAGGAAGCAGGUCAACUACAACGACACCACCCAAGAGGACCAAGGUAGGGUUUGUCAACACGCACACACACACACACACACACACACACACACACACACACACACACACACACACACACACACACACACACACACACACACACUUUUUUAUUUCCUUUCACUCAUCUCUGAAGUGUUACCCUUUAAUCUUUAUCAUAUGAGCCUUCUGUUCUCUGGUCUAACAGUUGGUUUUGGUAGAAGUAUCUCACAGGCCAUUAUCGUAUCACGAAGAAAAAAAGACUUGCCUCUCAAAGUCGCCCUCUGAUUUGUCGCUUUUUGGGGUUUUAUUGAGCCGAUCAGUUUCUUUUCCUCUUCUAAUGAUUUUCCUGCAGUUUGCAUGACCGCAGCAGUCAAUACUAACGCUGCGAUUAGAGCAGCAUGACUGGAGCUGUUACCUGCUGUGAAAACACACGUCAGCGUGACAAUCCCCACAAACUGAUUAAGUUAAAGGUUAUUAUAUGGUAUUAUUACCGUAAAAAGGUUGAUAAAGAUUAACACUUAAUUUUCAGAACUGUAGCAUGAAGGUAACACAGUCUUUUCAGAGUAGUUUCUUCAUGAUGGCACUUUUGUAACAAGGCUUUAGUGUGUUACCACACUGGCAUCACAUUUUCUUUUUCUGAAUAGUACUGCAUUUCAUUAUGUUAAUAAUCAAACUGUACAGACCAUUAUAACACAAUAUCUGCUGCUUUAAACGCAGGGGGUGUACUACAAAGAGAUAGUAACCACGAAACAUGACGGUGACUAUCUUCUGAUCUACCAAAACCAAUGCCUCUGUAAGCAAUCGUGUAGACCUACAACCAAAUUAGAGUAACCUAGCAUGUUACCCUCAGCCCCUAAUAUCUUAAAAUCUGAAACAAUGAACUCUGGGUCCCUUGACUAAUUUAGUCUGUUACAUGGAUGCUUUGCUUGUAUUUUAAGUGAUAUAUUAGAUGCACAGUGGGAAAAUUUGAUACAUUUUUAUCGUCUUACAGUCACGUUAAACAGUUUUGUCUUGUUGAUGAAAACAAAACCCAUAUUUGUCAGAGUUUUCUCCAGCAAUGAUGCAUUUUAGUUUUUCACAUAGACUGUAUAUACUAUGGACAACUUGGUUCCACCUCCCACCAGUGUACGGAUUUGAAGCCAAAAAGCUCUCUGUAAUUCUGCGAUUUUUCUUCAUUUCCUGAAACCAGCAUUGCGCAGUAGCAUUGUACGCAUACGGCGGGAGAGUCGGGUGAGCUACGUAAUCCCUGAACGCCAAUAGGCUGUAUCAGGUGUCAAUCAUAGAAAACAUGAAUCCUCUAAUAACUUUUAAAACAGAGCUUCACAGGAAAAAGAGGACUUGAGCACAAACACUUACAGUAACUACAUGUCAACACCCCAAGCAGGGGGAGAAAAAUUGAUGUUCUGUGUAAUAAAUUUUUUCCACAACUCCAUAAGCUUUGCUGGCGGAGAGGGGAUUUAUGACCUAUACUGCAGCCCAUCAACAGAGGGUGCUGUUCUCGGAGUGGCUUCACCAAGCGAGGAGGCAGACGCUGUCCAUUCUAUAUAUAGUCUAUGGUUUUUCAUUGUCUUUUCUUAGUCACAAUUUUCAUAAAUGAAAUCAAGUGCUGCAUUGUGAAGUUUUUGGGACAUUUUGCUGUUUUAGUGGACUGUCAAAGAGAGACAGGAAAUGUAGCGUAGGGGAAGACAUGCUACAUAGGGUCAUGGUGGGAAAUCAAACCAGUAACUGCAACAUCAAGAACCGGAGCCUCUGUAUAUGUGGGGCUUAGACCGCUAGGCGACUGUGGCUCAUGUGUCAUCAUCUCAUAGAUCCUGCCCAUUUUUAAAUAAAGGGCUGUGAUUGGAUCAGUGUAAUUGUUUCUUUUGAGCAUGCUGUUAAAGUAGAUUAUAAAAUAAUAUUAUGCUGAGUUUGUAAACCUGUAGUUUUGACCGAUACUUUAUUGUAGGGCACCGUCUUUGUUAUGAAAUCAAAGUGUGAAGGUUGUAAAAUGUCAAGUCGCCUCAUUAGAAACAACAGCAGAACUUCAGAAGCAGUCUUAAAAUAUGACUAUUGAUUUAUUUUAUUUUCCUCCCGUUUGUUCAAAGAGGAGGACAUGAAAUCAACCCCUUUUUAAAAAAAACCUUACUUUGUAGUGCACCCCUUUGGUCAGCAGCUCUUGUAUUAUCAUAAACAGUGAGAUAAACUGUAAGUUAAAACACAAUCAGCUCCUUUAAUCACAGGGCAGAGCCGCUACAGCUACAGCUGGAUCUUUCUGCAGCCUCUUUAUCAGAGCAUCAGUUCUUGCAAAGACUCGUCACAGACAUUGAUCACCUUGUUUUUCUAGCCUCUCAGACAGCAGGUUGUAACAAAUGCUGUCGACCUCUGUUAAAUCUGCCAUAGAGUGUGUUAUACUGUGUAAACCUCUCGUGUACCUCUUGCAUUCACUCAGUCUUCACAGUGGGUUUUAAAGCACUUCUGUCAAACAGUCAGAGUUUCCAUGUCUACUAGAGUCACAUAUAUCCUGUAGUUUCACUUUAAAGUGUGGCUCCAGGUCCUGACCGCUCCAGUUCAACAGUUUUUGACUCUGAGGGUAAAGACUUCAGAGCUCAUCACCGCACAGAGUACUCUCCAAGUUUAAAGUGAUUUCACUCUCACCUCGCUUACAGCAGAGGGAACAGUCUGAAGUAGUGCAUGCCCAGCAGUAGUGGUCUGUAGUAAUCUGCAGUGCCAUGGCGCCCUCUGGUGGCCACCAACAGAAUGCAAUGUACUGUUUCUCUCUGAUGUGUGGCUCAGAAUGGCAGGAUGAUCUUUCAGACAAUCAGUCGGAGUAUUCAGUGGGGUCCGAGGACGAGGACGAAGACUUCGAGGAGAGACCUGAAGGUAAGGAGGGAAAAACUUCAACCACGAUCAUUAAACUUUUAUCCAAAUACAUCCUCUGAGCAGAGGUAAUCUUUCACAGUAAUUACUCUUGAUUAAUAUCAGGGAUGUAAUUGUGCCUGUCUUCCUCUUUCUUGAAGGUGGACGCAGACAGUCACGUCGGCAGCUAAAGGGGGAGAAAGACAAACCUCUGCCGCCUCUGCUGGCACGAGUUGGAGGCAGUAUUGAGGUAAAGAUUACAUGUUUUCAACAGUGGGGGGGGGGCUCCAGAAAAGGUCGAUAAAAAUAGCAUUUGAUUAUUUGCAAACAAUUCAAACCCUAUUUUUAAGUUAAAAAAAAAAAACAUGAAACGCUGAAACUGACAAAUGUUGAUGUUUUUAUGCAAAUAUGAGUAUGACGAUAAUGGCUUUGGGUGUGACUUGAGGAAUUUCCACUACAGAGACACGUUUGUUUUGUAAAGAAGAGCUGCCUGAGAGCUUAUAGAGCACAGCCGUCUAGUAUCGGUCUUUGGUCUUGUCCCUUUUACACAGAGAUUUCUCCAGACACUCUGAAUCUUUGAAUAUUAUUAUGACUGUGGAUGAGAAAAUCAGAAAAAUCCUCCUAUCCAACAACUUAAUAAUGGGUUCUGCCUUUGCUAAUAAACUUAAAUUAAUUUAACUGAAACUGUGACAGACUAAAGUUAAGUUUAAGGUCGCUUAACAGGAAUGGGUUUCAGAUGCAGAGGAGGCAAACUCAACAUGAGAAUCAAACACAGUGGUCUCUUUAGUUAUGAUCAAAACUAGAGUAAAACUACAGAUUAAGACUUACUGUCCUGGUCAAUGCUGAGAUGCUUGAAAAAGCUUUUAAACGACUCAAACCAACCACCUGUCUUUUAGACCCUAUCCCAUCAUCCCUUUUUAAAAACUUAUAUGACUUUUUCAAGCAUGAUUUUUCUUACCAUUUUAAAUUACUCUCUCCAGACAGGUGUAUUCCCCUCUGCUUUAAAACAUCUACUAUUAAACCUAUUCUGAAGAGAAGCAAUUUGGAUUCAUCACUACCUGACAACUACAGACCUGUAUCCAGUUUGCUAUUUUUAAGUACAAUUUUAGAAAAGAUAGUUUUAAACCAGUUAAAGGAUUUUAUCAAUCACAAAAAUAUUUAUGAAAUUUAUCAACCUGGUUUUAGGAAAAAUCACAGUACAGAGCAGUGGCGGCUGCUGGUCUUUCAAGGAGGGGAAGCUCAUUUUUCUGGCCUACAUCAUAAUUGUGUUUGUUUAUUAGUAUGUAACAGAACAGAGUCGCCAAACACAACGGCAGUCGUUUUUAACAAAGACAAAAGUCGCUGAGGAUCGGUAAAGACUCCGGAGCAGUUAAGAACAACGGAAUGAAUAACUUGGAAAAUGCUCUGGUAGAUGUUUUAUUCUUCAAGAUCGCUGAUUCGCUUGUUUAGCUGUCAAUCAAAAAAGGAUUUCGCCUCAGUCGGGACCGCCCUCUCGCCAUAGAACUCCAGUGAAGCUGAGCUUCCGAUGGGCGGGACAAAGCCCAGCAUUUAUCCAAUGAGCGUCUAGUUUCGCUGCUGGAACAACCCACUUUGAGCUUCCACAUUGAAGUCAGCAGAAGCCCAGCGUCCGGCUGUGUGAAGCACUGAGGCGCUGCGAGGAUGAAUGAGAACGAAGUUAUGCUGGUUACCUGUGAUUAUCAGCUUCUUAUCACAGUGUCUGAACAAAAGAUGAAGGCUUUCCAGCGCGUAUUUAGUUAAUGAAAUGUACACACAGUAGUACGUAUUUCACCACUUUUUCUUUUUUUGGGGGGGUGACAUUUUAAGGGAAGCCGAGCUUCCCUUGCAGUCUUAGAGCAAUCGCCACUGGUACAGAGACUGCUCUAAUUAAAAUUGUAAAUGACCUCAGGUCCAACAUGGAUAAGAAGCUACCAUCUGUUUUGAUUUUAUUGGACCUGAGUGCAGCUUUUGAUACAGUCGACAACAAAAUACUUUUAGAUAGACUCUAUAAUUUUAUUGGCAUCUCUGGCACUGUUUUUAACUGGUUUAAAUCCUAUCUUCGUGAUAGACAAUUUUACGUGAACCUUGGGGAUCACUCAUCUUAAUGUUUUGACAUGAAGUAUGGUGUUCCCCAAGGUUCCAUUUUAGGCCCUGCUCUUUUCAAUCUUUGUAUGUUACCUUUAGGGAAUGUCAUCAGGAGACAUGGCAUCAAUUUCCUACUGAUAUGCUGACGACACACAACUGUAUAUUGCCGUGUCUCCUGAUGACACAGGGCCACUCAAUGCCCUUUUCAACUGCAUUUUAGACAUUGAAUCAUGGAUGGCAGAGAACUUUUUACAGCUCAACCAGGACAAAACUCAGGUUUUAGUCAUUGGGACAGGGGACAAGAGAGAAAAACUGGUCGGCAAACUCAAAGCAUUAUCCUAUAAUCCAAGUCAACAAGCCAAAACUGUACACUACAGGCCAAAAGUUUGGAAGCAAGACCAUUACAGGCCGAACAGUUGGGAGUAACUUCAAGUUUUUGUUCACAAUGCUUUUUUUUAAAUCCAGCAUGAGUUUUAUGUAUUUUGGGAUGUAUUUACUCCAUGAUCAGAUGUUGCUUUCAUAGAAAUGCACCAUUUUACUCCAUUUACCUUUAGAUAUACAUUGAUGUUAACAGACCAUUGCUAGAUAUAUGUCAGCAAAGGAUAAUAAGGGCUUAGUUGCAGGGUCGAAAGCAUUUGCAAGAGUCACAACUUAAGUGCAAAAGCAAAAAAAACAAAUCACAGUUGGAUUAUUCACUUCAACUUUUUGGCUUUUGAGAGUCUGCAUACAAAAAUCCUAAUAAAUCUCAAAUGCAUUCAAAAUACCGCAGAAAUGGCUAGAAAGAAGCAACUGAGUGCAGGAACAACAGUACAGAUUUGUACAUUGAGGAAAGAAGGAUACACAGAAAGAGAAAAUUGCAAAACGCCUAAAGGUGUUUAACAAAGGAGUCCACUACACUCUGAAGAGACUAGAGGAACCUGGAAGUUAUGAUGAUAGAAAAAGGCCUAGACGAAAGAGAGUUACUACAAAAGCAGAGGAUAAACAUAUUAUUGUCACCAGUAAGAGAAAGACAGCACCAAAAAUAAGGGAGGAAAUCAACAUGACAAGGUCGAAACCCAUAUCUCUGACAACUGUGAAAAGAUGUUUGAGAAAGGCUGGUCUGAAGGGUUGUAUAUCUGCAAAAAAAACACUACUUCAUCCACAGAACAAGAAAAAGAGAUAUGAGUGGGCAAAAGCUCUCAAAAAUUGGACAUAUGAUGACUAGAAAACAAGUUCUCUGGACCAAGGAAAGCAAGUUUGAACUGUUUGGUUCAAAAUGCAGAGUCUAUUUCUGCAGACAAACUGGUGAACGUCUGAAAGCACCACGUGUUACACCCACAAUUCAGCAAGGAGGUGGUAGUUCCAUGGUAUGGGGAUGUUUUGCAAGUGAUGGAGUAGGAGAUUUGUUUGAAGUAAAGGGUAUCAUGAAGAAGGAACAGUACCACUCCAUCCUCCAGCACCAUGCUGUUCCAUCUGGACUCAGACCUGUGGCUCAUAAGUUUGUUUUGCAGCAAGACAAUGACCCUAAGCACUCUGCCAAGCUCUGUCAGGGUUACCUAGACAAAAAGGAAGAGGAAGAUGUUCUUCAAAAGAUGGUUUGUCCCCCUCAGUCUCCAGACCUUUCUCCAGUUGAGCUUGUGCGGGAUGAAUUGGAUGGAUCGAUCAGAAAGGCGCGUCCCACAAAUCAGCAGUCUCUUUUUAAUGAACUUAAGAAAGCUUGGAAUGCAAUCCCUGGAACAUACCUUAGAAAACUUGUGGAACGAAUGCCUGGUAUAUGCCAAGCUGUUGUUAAAGCCAGAGGAGGUUACUUUAAAGAAAGCAAAGUCCAAACAACAAUAAGUCAAAUACCUAAUAAUUAUAGUCAAAAUGUCUUCUGAUAAGUUACUCUGUACACAAUAGUUAUGUUUAUUGUGUUGCAAAUUAUAUUAAUGAAACUAUGAUCUUUUUUUUGUACAAAUCUGAUCUUGAUUCCAAACUUUUGGCCUGUAGUGUAGGUGUUUUAUUUGAUUCAGAACUGAGUUUUGAACCACACAUAUAGAUAUCACCAAGAAGGCAUUUUAUCAUUUAAAAAACAUAGCCCGAGUGCAACCAUUUCUCUCUCAAGCCAAUGCAGAGAUAUUAAUUCAUGCUCUUAUCACUUGUAGAAUAGACUAUUGUCUUCACAGCUGCAAUUACUACAAAAUUCAGCUGCACAGAUGUUAACAAGGACCAGAAAGAGAGAUCACAUUACACCGAUUUCAAGGUCUCUGCACUGGCUACCCAUCUCUUUUAGAAUAGAUUUUAAGGUUGCUUUAUUGGUUUUUAAAGCUGUUAUUGGCUUUGGACCAUCUUAUUUAUCUGAUCUGCUUUUACCUUAUGAGCCAGGUAGAGCCCUCAGGUCUUCAGGAAGUUUUCUGUUAACAAUACCGAAAGUUAAAACCAAGACAUACGGUGAGGCAUCUUUUUAUUACUAUGGCCCCCAUCAAUGGAACAGCUUACCUGAAGACCUGAGGACUGCACCUAAUCUUAAUGACUUUAAAAGCAAACUGAAAACAUACAGUUUUAGUCUUGCUUUUCACUAAAUUUUAUGUCUUACUUUUAUAUAAUUAACUUUAAGUGUUUUAGCAUUUAUAUAUUCUAGUUUUAAUCACAGGAUCGUCUUUUAUUUAGCUAUUUUGGUGCUCUGAUUUUAGUAUCUUUUACUGUUGGUUUUAUUUCAUUUUAUCUAUUAUUUCUUAUAUUUCAUUUCAUGUUAUCUUUUUUUUUUACUUCAAACCUCCAGUGUUUCCUUACCUUGAGUUUUAAAAUGUUCCAUUAAUCACAGCGUUUUCUCAGUGCGCACAUUCCUGUUUAUAUGAAUCGAGCCCUUUUUAAGUUCAUGCAUUUAAAUACACGUUUCUAUUGAACUUAGAUUGCGGGGUGGGAAUGAGGAGUUGGGUUGGGGUAGAUUAAGGUUUUCUUUGUUUCUUAUAUUUCUCUGCUAUGCAAAGCACUUUGUGUUACAUCUUUUUUGUAUGAAAAGUGCUAUAUAAAUAAAGACUGAUUGAUUGAUUAAUUGAUACUUGCAUCUAACUGCAUAAAACAUCACCCUCUUGAUGAAGCUAACAGACCUCACUGUGCUGUUUCUUCUCUUAUAUUCUCUCUCUCUUCUUUUUUUCACAAGGUGCUGGGGUUCAACGCCCGGCAGAGGAAAGCCUUCCUCAACGCCAUCAUGCGCUGGGGGAUGCCCCCUCAGGAUGCCUUCAACUCGCACUGGCUGGUCAGAGACCUGAGAGGGAAGAGCGAGCGCGAAUUCAGGUAAUGUCCAAACACCUUUGUGCCCUGACUCUCUGAUUUUUAAUUCAGCCGUAAUACUCUCCUCCCACCGUGCAGUGUUUUAGUUCAGGGCUGCCUGUGAUCAUGUUAAGAGCUAGCUGUGGGCCAUUUUAUUCACUCCUCAUAUUUAAUUUGUUAGCCCGGGGCGAGAAGCAGAAACACUCAAAGGCUGGUCAAUUUCAGGGUCAGUUUGGUUUAGAAAAACACUGGAACAAAAUAUCCUAUUAGCAAGUGUUUGGGAUUCAACAAGCUGCGCCCUCUAUUUGGUAGUCCGCGCAUUCAAUUAUAAUUACUCUUAAAAUUAUGACUGUCAGUGAGCUGGAAAUACAAACACUGUUCAUGACCAUCAGAACGCUGCUAAUUUGGCUUGUACAUCUUUUACACCUUUUUAUAUUUUAUUGACACUAUCUUCCCAAAGUAUUUGCUGCUAUUUUUCAACAUAACUUCCUAAUUGUGUGCAGAGUUGCUUGUCUGCUAAAAAACCCUAUGUUUGUGUCCGUUUUUCUUCAAUAGAGUGAGGUGUAAAUGUGCUUCAUACUCUUUCUAAAUCUACAAAAAAAGCUCAGUUGCCUCUUCUCUUGGUGCUGUUAAAAGUCUAGUUCUUGAAAUCUGCUUUUACUGCAUUUAAUCUCAAAGGACUCCCACUGUGUUGCAUGUUCUCUUCAACGCUCUCCGUCUUCAGGGCCUACGUGUCUCUGUUCAUGAGACACCUGUGCGAGCCGGGGGCAGACGGAGCAGAAACCUUUGCAGACGGCGUCCCCCGUGAAGGUCUGUCUCGGCAGCACGUUCUCACCAGGAUCGGAGUCAUGUCCCUCGUCAGGAAGAAGGUACUGAACUGAAGAGAGUUUUAAAGUUUUCUGCUGAAGCACGGUGAGAUUAGAGAAGUAGGUCGAUCAGCUCAGGCGGAGGGAAAAGUUACGCUUUCUGUUUUAAAUAUUAUACUAACUGCCUGUUAAGGUUUUUUCAGAUUUGCUUUCCAUGUAAACCCCUGAGUUGACCUUUAACUGUCUGCUUCUUAUUGUGCCACCUUUGCAAGGAGUCACCGUAUAGAUCAGUUAUAUGAGUUUUAUACCUCAGCUUUUAUCAUUUUCAUUCAAAUAUAUAGAUAAUCAUCCUCUCACCCCUGUUUGGGCUUCUUAAUUAGAUUGAAAACACUGUCGUUAUGCAUAAAAGUGCACGAAAGUGCAGAAAGUACAUGUUGAAAUACUGUAUAUGGUUCCUGUGCGUUAUAAAACCAUUUCAACUGGCUGCAGUGUAGGCCCCGAAGCCAGCCUUCUCCAUGUAAACAGAUGGGACACGUGCCAAACUUAAAAAACAACAAAUUCAUCAGUAUUUCUUUCAAAGUUUUUGGUAACAGCUAAUUCAAUCUGUACAGAUUGUUUAUUAACAAAUUUAGACCUGUUGUCAGGUGGGUCCUCUAUCUUUCAUUGUAAUUGGAUGUCAUGGUUUCUUUGCUUUCCUAUACUUCUCUCUUACAUCGUCUCCAUAACUAACCCACCAAAAACAGAGGCUGUGAAAGAGUCCAUUUUUAUCUAAUUUAAACCUGAUCACUUGCAUUUUUAAGAGUUCUUAUUCUGCUCUUUUUCGCAGGUGCAGGAGUUCGAGCAUGUAAAUGGGAAACUGAGCUCUCCUGAUCUGAUUCCCAUCGGCAUGGAGCUGAAGAAGCUGACUGAGAGUGUUUCCUCUGAUCCAAACACUCCUGUGCCGGCCAGCCCCAUCGCCACACAGCCUGGCACCCCUGUCCCUCCAGGUCAGAACAAAGACUCUGCACUGAUUCUCCAACCUCUAAAACAACAUAGUGCUUGGACCAAGUUUUUCCUAAAGUUUGUGUUGUUGUUGGUGUGUUCUGGAUCGUAGAGAAGACAGAGUCGCUGCUGGGCGCUGCUGAGGACAAGGAGACCACAGAGCAAGAUGGCAAGAAACUGUCAGAGCAAGAAGUGAGUCCCCUUUUUCUUCCACUAUCCAUCACUUUCGUUUUAUUCUCCUUUAUUUUCUUGUCCAUCUUCUCCUGGUUCAUGACACUUGAACCACUUAUCAUCCCCAGACGAUCCUUCUGUCAAAGUCAGACACCUUUUCACUUACCUGUCUGCCCUCUGCAAACUUUCUCUCUCCUCCUCCCGCUGCCUUGUCGUUUUUUUUACUCCUCUGCAGACGUCUAGCUCAGAGGCAGCACCUGCAUCCGAGAAGGCAGCUGACAGUGAGGAGAGCAAGGCCAGCUCUGAGGAGAAAACAGGAGACGAGAGGGACAGAACCGAGUCGCCCAACACAAAGACAGAGCCAUCUGCUAACCCGAAAGAGUCCGCCUCAAAACAGACGGAGCCACUGCCCAGCCAGACCUCUCCAAAAGGUGAGUGCUGCAUGCAGACUUCAAUUUUCUGCAGAGUUUGUUGGACAAAGUUUAACGACCUCUGUUUUUAUGAGCAGCAGAGACCUGCAAGGAAACAGAAAAGCCAUCAGACAAAACAGAAACCGAUUCACCCCCAACAAAAACCGAGGAGAAGGAAAACAAGCCAGGUAAACAAGCUGUGAAUCCAUAAACAUGAAGAAGAACUUUGAUAAUUGUCAUCUUUGUCACAACACGAAGCAAAGAGAACAUUUUCGUCAAUGCUGUUGCAGACAACUUGAAGAGUGAAGACACGUUGGAGGGUCGGCUGAACGGAGACAAAGACACGCUGGAUGAGAUGGAUGAGAACAGGAAGGAGGACAAAAAUGGAUACAAAACCAAGUUCAUGUUUAAUAUCGCUGAUGGAGGCUUUACAGGUAAGACGUGACUUUAUCAAAUCCAUGAGUGAGUACAUUUUAGAUGACCAAAGCUUUACAUUAAUCUACAACUUAAAGUUUUCUUUAUCUAAACAAAGGUGCAGUUUCCCCUUUGCUCAACAAAUGUUUAUAAAAAGUUUGUCCAAGAUGCCAUAACAUACUUAUAUUAGGAAGAACACUUGAAGUUGGCACACAGCACUUUACACGAUCACCUAAAAACCUGCUGACCUCUUUUCAUUAGAUAUAUCGUGUCUGUUCUAAAUAAUGAACAAACUUUGUGUUUUUAAAGGGUGGGUUAUGGUGGAGCAGUCUCACAUCCAGAAAAAUGUGUUUGAUUGACUUGAUUUUACUUUUUCAUAUCAAGGACAAAACUCAUUUCAUGUCUGUAAAAGCCAGCUGUGUUUGAUAGAGUUUAAUUCUGUUCAGGUUUAAAAGUCUUAAGCUGUUCUUUUAAAAAUUCAUACUGAUCUAUUUUUUCUGUUCUACUCUGUUCUUUUGCUGAUCCAGUUUAUUCUGUUGUAUUUUUUAUUGCUUCCUACUUCAGUUCUUUUCUCCCCUGUUUUACUCCAUUUGAACUAUUUUCUGUUCUUUACCAUUGAUUUGAUCACAUUUAGCUCUAUUACAUUUUAUUCUUUUCUUAUCUACUCCAGUGUUGCCUGUUUAUAUUUUGAAUGUCUAAAAUGAUAUCUUUGGACAGCUUUUCUUCACUUUGUAUGAAUCCUGUUGAUUUUAAUCACUGUGACAAUAUCAUCUGUAUCUCAAAGAUUAAGGAAGUUAGUGUUAAACACAGCAGAUCCAUAAGUGUGUGAGGAAGGUUGAGGAAAUAGUGUGUCUUGUCCAGUACCAAACACUGGUACUGGAUAAAGACAGAGACCAGAUUUCCCCUUGGACUGUCAUAGGAGUGAUCUGAGGACAAUUCAGCUCUAAACUCCAGAGUCCUAUUUUCCACAUUUAUCGAUUCAGGAGAGCCCUGUGGAACAGACUCGCAUAUGCACCCCCACCCCCACCCCCCUUCAGAAACUGUGUGCAUCAGUGUCUCCGUGCAGGUUAUGAACUGAAGAUGCCGCUAUGAAACUGCUUUUGUUUUGUCCUGAAAUAACUCUGCUGUUAAUGGGCUCUCACCUCUCAGUUGGAAAGUUGGAAACAUCUCGAGUAUGACUUUAUCUUCUUUAAAAACUGUCUUCCCUCUCAGAGCUACACACCCUCUGGCAAACUGAGGAGCGAGCGGCACUGUCAUCUGGAAAGAUGCAUGACAUCUGGCACCGCCGCCAUGACUACUGGCUGUUGGCUGGCAUCGUAACGUAUCCUUCCCCCGAUGUGUGAGCUCAGCAUCUGGAAAAGUAAUGUAAUUACUUCUGACCUGAGGGGGCUGCAGUUGAAGGGCUGAUAUUUACUAACUGUAAGCAGAGAUAGAAAAGUGUUGCUGCCUUCCUGCUCUGUUUGAAGGAUAUUAUGAGGCUCUGUGCUGCUGUUUGUUUUUCCCCUGACCGUGAAUCGAUCACAGACACGGCUACGCUCGCUGGCAGGACAUACAGAAUGACCCUCGUUAUGCUAUUCUCAAUGAGCCCUUCAAGACGGAGAUGCACAAAGGAAACUACCUGGAGAUGAAGAACAAGUUUCUGGCUCGUCGCUUUAAGGUAACCCUAAAUCUGUGUAGAAAUGAACAGGUAUUCAAGGUGGACAACAUGAGAUCCCCCAAAAAAUAAGGCCUAAACCACUUGAUUUUCUCCUAGUGACUGGCUGCAGUAGAGGUUCUCCAUGUAAACAGAUGGCACAUGGUUCGAACUAAAGAGGCUAUCUUCAUCCUUGUCCUUUUAUUUUAAAGGAUCAUCACAAAACCAUCUGUGUUUGAAGAGGCAGAUUUUUCUGUUGUAUUUGUGUGUUAAAAUCGUAACAUUUAGCCAAAUAUCCAGCCAACAGAUUGAAGUUUGAUGUUUGUUAAGUUUUGAAAGCUGCAGUUUUUCUGUGUAAUCUCUGAACAUAAACAUAUCAGAUUUUCUGGGCUUUUAAACUGAGUCUGGAACUCUUUCAAAGACUAGAUAAACUCAUUACGGCCUAACUUGUAAAGACUUGAGUACCUCUGAAUCUGUUUCUAAGGUAUAUCUGCCGUCACAUCUUUGUUUUCGUGCUUUUUCAUCCUGUCCCUCUCUGUAGUUGUUGGAGCAGGCUCUGGUGAUCGAGGAGCAGCUGAGGAGAGCAGCGUACCUGAACAUGACCCAGGACCCGAGUCACCCGGCCAUGGCUCUCAACACUCGCUUCACUGAGGUGGAAUGUCUGGCUGAGUCCCACCAGCACCUGUCCAAAGAGUCUCUGGCUGGGAACAAGCCUGCCAACGCUGUGCUGCACAAAGGUCUGCAGUUUCAAAUAUAGCAGCAGUGUUAAUGUCAGAGGCCGGUAAACACAGAAUAAUAACCCUGAUGAGUGUUAAAGGGAAAAACUGCUAAAGUGAACAAGAUUGGGAUACUGUGUAUGUGACAUUUAUGAAGGUUGGUAGUUAUGCAGUUUUGCUUUGAAACCUCUGUAAAUAAUCCUAAAAAGAUCAAAUUUUAAUUAUUUUGGAAAAAAAAGAAGGAAAAUGACAAUUUUAACAGUCUCCUCUGAAUUCAAUUAUAUUUAUUAUACAUAAAUAUAAUAAAGUGCUCAUAACAGUUUCCACACCACUUCUCUGGGAUCCAACAAAGAAAUUUUGGCACAUAGGCGUCUUUGUGAUACUGACUGUACUCACUGUAAAGUAAAUCUGCAGGAUGAGAGUUUGGAAAGAGGCCAAAAUCCACAACUGUUCAAAACUUGGCUGUUAAACGGUGUUUGUGACCCUGAACAGUUUCUUCAGUCAGUUAAUUUUUAUGACCAUAAUUAUUGGUCAUGUUUAAUUUCGAGGCUGGGAAUGGAAAAUUAAUCUGCUAUUUUUAGUAGCAGGAUGUUAACCCCAUCUAUUUUAAAAGAUGACAUGCAUUUUUAUUCUGAUACUGCAUGUGCAUUUAUUAAAUAAGUGGUAACACUUACACUCAGAGUGAGGCUGUGAUUUCUCUUACAGUUCUGAACCAGCUGGAGGAACUCCUGAGCGACAUGAAAGCCGAUGUGACCCGUCUGCCCAACAUGCUCUCUAGGAUCCCUCCAGUAUCGGCCCGCCUACAGAUGUCUGAGCGGAGCAUCCUGAGCCGCCUCACCAGUCGUGGGAGCGAGCCCCCGCCACAGCAGGUGAGGAGGGGCAAGGGCUGGUUCCCUCUAAACAAGGAAUAAAUGGGAGUGAAAUUAUAAGCCACUCAUCUGUGUUAUUUUGCUGUGAAUUGAAGUCACAUAAACUCGGGUUUGCUCGGAGUUAUUGGGCUUUCUUUGACGGCUUGGGCUUGGCUUGUUGUAAACCGCAGUUGGGGCUGGUUGCCCAUAAUGGGGAGGCAACAAGGCCCAGUAAAAGGUGCUGCAGGCCUGAGUAAGUCUUAGAAAUAAAAAGCACUGGCCGAAAAACCUUUGCAUCGCUCUAUAGUCACGACUCAGCAUCACAUUACUCCCUCAAAACCUGUGGAGACUCAGACUCCCAAAUCCCCCGUGGACGGGUUUCCCCAAGUUUAUAAAAUAAAAUAAAAAGAAUCGCCUGUACGUCGUUUACUGUCUCCACUUUUUCUGCACACUUUGGUCUCCAGGGAUUUCACAAAGGCUGUAUUGUCUCAUUACUUUCAUCAUCUUCCGAAACCUGUUCACCAGAGCUCACUGUGUGCCUUUAAUUCCCGGUUAUACAAGAGAUUAUUUCAGCUAAGCAGUGAGAUUGCUCAUGUGCUCUGACUGUGCCGUAUUUGGUUGCCAUGCCAACUCUUAACCGUAACCAGGGAAACAGUCUGCAAUCUGACUUGCAAACCUUUGUUUCUUUUAUUUGCUUACUUUUCAACCACAGGAAGAAAACUCUCCUCAGAGAGCUCAGACCCUCUUAAAUGUAUCAGAGAUUUAGAGCCCGCUGUAUUUAAUGUGCUUUUAUCCCGUAAGAGAGCCGUACAAAGGUGUAAAUGCUGCACUGUCACUAAUCUCUCCUCAGUUUUUUUUUUCUCAGCCUUUCAGCCAGGGCGGGUUCGGCUGCUCUCAGAUGUACAGCAGCAGCUUUGGAGGAGGAUUUAGAGGACCAGGUGGACAACCGAUGGUCAACUACAGCCAGAUGCCUCUGGGCCCUUAUGUCAGCGGUGAGGAUCAGCGUUCAUAAGAGGAAAAUAUAACAAUCAGGAUAGAAAACAGGCGGGUUUGAUGCACAGAGAAACAUCAGUGAAGCUUUUUGAGGAGGCAAAUGUUUUACAACUUUCUAUCACAUACAUUUUCUGUCAGCACCAAUCACCUUGAUAAUCUUGAUAAAGAUUGUUGUUCAGCCGUUCGUACCAUCUCCUCUAUGCUCAGCUACUACAGGGGUUCCUACAGGACACACUGAAAUUAAUUUUAAGACUUUUGGGACCCAAGCAAUGAAAUAUUAAUAACAUUUUUGCAGAACACUGUCAUUUACACAAAUAAAUCAUAUUUAAACUAUUAGUAUAAAUAAACCUUAUAUUGUGUUUCAAAGCUUUUUAACACACUUGCAAUUCACCUUUAAGUUGUUGUUAGCUCCUGACAAUCAUUCCCUUUGGUUAAACAUUUCAACAUAUAAACAAGUUACAGAGAAAGAAAAUGUGAUCAAAUAUGAUAUUUAGAGCCUCUUAAGAGUUGAAAUGAGACUUUUUAGGACAGUUAAGGGCCAUGGAUUUAAAACUCAGACUUUAACAGACUUUUUAAGAGUCUGCUAAAAUGUUGAAUUAGCUGGUGGUGCUCCUGUGAACAAACAAGCUGAGGAUGUUACGUGAGGUGAAACAGCUGGCAUGACUAGCACAGAAAUCGCACUGCCAACAAUAAUAGCAAGCAACACAGAUUCUCCAAUGCACAACAAGUAUGUAGUGCUCAUGUGGGGUCAAUGCAGAGGUAUAAAGCAGGCUUGGGUGUUUACUCACGCUGAGGGUUUUUAGUUCUGCAUUUCUCGACUCGAAAACUGCUGAAUCAACAUCUUAACUUUCAUCAUUAUUUCUGUAAAAUGCUGAGAAAAGUAAAACAUAUUUUUCUGUAACUUAUCCCUUCAUUAUGUCAUCUUGUUCCUUCAUAGUGUCCUCUAAUGGUCCUCCACCUCCUACAAGCCAUCUGGACAAGAAGUCACUCGACUCCUUGAGAGACGUGGCUACUCCUGAUCUCAAGGCAGGGAAACCCAGUGAUGUCAUCUGUAUUGAAGACUAG